CAGGCAUGUCUUUCAAGGAGGCCAAGCCCGGGGAGAGAGGCAAGAACCCAGAGGACCAUGGCAGAAAGCCGCCUGCAAGUGAGGAGGGGACCCCCAUUCUGUGACCCCCAUUCUGUGACCCCCCUAGCAGGGAUGUGGGCUGCACGGUUAUCCCUUUAUGUCUGGGUCUCUGCCGCCGGCUGCGCUCUAUUUAUCUUUCUCUUGUUUGUGGCUUGCAGGCUGGAUCAACGGCAUGGAGGCUGGCAACCAACCGAGCACCUCGGCCGACAAGAGGAAUCACCAUUGGAGGAGUUACAAGUUGAUUAUUGACCCGGCUCUCAAGAAAGGGCAGCACAAACUCUACCGUUACGAUGGACUCCACUUCAGCAUGCCUGUAUGUGCCGCUUCUUGUCCACACUGGGGGGAUGGCUUGCUCUAAUGGCAGCUGGGUCCCCAGUGCUCACAAAGUUACCCCCUGUGUGAUCUGCAGAGCAUCUCAUCCUGUAUCCAGAUACUUCACUGUUUCCUGAAUGGAGCCGGCCCCCUAUAGUAAAAUGCCCAUGUGUGCAGCUUGACAACUGUGUCAUAUGUACACUUCCCAAUCCAAGUUCUCCCUCCCUCCAUCCAUCUCAUACACGCUGCCUCUGAACUCCUCAUAUUUGGCAGGAGCUGUGUUUGUUUUAAUCUGUGGGUUUGUUUCUUUACAGAACUCUGGAGUCCCCCCAGUGGAUUCAUUGAGGGACCCCCGGAUCGGACGGAUAUGGACCAAAACUAAAGAGCUAGACUUACCUGUCCCUAAACUCAAGGUAUGUCUUCGUUAGACAGCACUCUCUGCAUGCCAGGCGACAUCUGUCAGCACACACAACUUUUUUUGUGUGUGUGAGUAUCUACUUAACAGAGCUAAUCACUUGCCACUUUGUUUUGACAUUUAAUUAAUGGAGUGCUGGGAGGGAGGCAUGCGCUAGCCCCUCCCUCGGUAUUGACAGGGUUAAACAUGUGGAUUGAUCAGCCAUAGUAAUGUAAUAUUUUUUAGUAGUAUCUGAUAGUAACAUGCCAUGUAUGCUUUUGUUUACAAUGGCUUGUGCACACAUGCUGCUUUUUUAAAACGUCAUCUCUCAAGUAGGAGUCAUUGCAGUACUCGUGGAUACAUGUAUCUAUUAGUUUUACAGACCUUUUGAUUUCGAUUUUGAUACUUUUAUUAAACGAUAACUUGUCGAAUGCAAACAGGUGCUAAGAUUGAUACAUUUUUACUAGACCAUUAAACCGUGCAAUGAUCAUAUUACUCCCCCCCUAUAAAUCAGCGGCCAAAUAUCUCUUCUGCAAUUGCUAUAUUGGUUGUUUUUUUCUUCUUCAGAUUGAUGAGUUUUAUGUGGGUCCUGUCCCUCCAAAACAAGUUACUUUUGCAAAACUCAACGAUAACAUCAGAGAAAACUUUCUGAGUGACAUGUGCAAGAAGUAUGGGGAGGUUGAAGAAGUGGAGAUUUUAUAUAAUCCUAAAAAUAAGAAGCAUCUGGGGAUUGCCAAAGUAAUAUUUGCCACCGUGAAAGGUGCCAGGGAUGCAGUGAAACAUUUGCACAACACUUCCGUGAUGGGAAACAUCAUGCACGUGGAACUGGAUACUAAAGGUGAGCGAACAGAGGGUUCCUGCUGUGUGUUAUUAGCUACCUGUGGUCUUGGGGUUCGAAUCCCCCUGUGGGCACCCAACCAGAGCUCUUAAAUAGGGCUGCAAGUGAACCCUUUUACAGUUGUGUGAUUGCAUAUUCUCCAGGUUCCCUGCAAGUCACGUGUGGAAAGUGUGUUUUCAGUUGCUAGGAGACUGCAGAUCCUGAUUGUAGUAGAUCACUACAACUUCAGCUCAUGUCAGUGAUGCUCAUUUAUUUUAAAGCAAUACAUGGGAUACUGUUGAUUCUCAACUUCUGUUAAUUGCAUAACUUUCUUUGGUGAUUAGACUGUGUAAGAUGGACAUGUACUGUUUGUUACAACUAAUUUGAUAGAGCAUCUGCAUGUUUGUGUAUGUAGUUUCAAGACAGGUUGCUGACUUUACUUUUAAUGUGACAAUCUAGCAUUGAAGUACAUUUUGAUGAUAAAUUAUUUGUCAACUUGUCAGACCCAUGGCUAGUUUGACUAAGAUAAUGUUUCUAUUAUUUACAUGAGAAAUAUAGAUGUAAAGGGAAGACAGGCAUAUCUAAAUCCGCAUUUAAUAGAUAACUAUAACGUUUUAUAUAUAUAUAUAAUGUAUAUGUAUGUUUGUGACACUCAGUACUUAUGUACACAACUAAACUAAAUGUUUUCAAAAGAGCACAAAAAAGGUUUUGCAGUCAGUGAAUAACACUUUUAGAUACAUUUUGUGUACUACGUGUACAGGACUUUUUUUGAUUUGUGUAUGAAUGUAAGCAUAGCUUAUAUAUGAAAUGAAAGUGGUGUACACAGUAUAUAUUUCUGUGAUAUGAUGUUAAAUGGUAAAGUAUUAUAUAAGAAGAAUGUCUACUCACCUGUCACUGCAUACCUUAACUGUUUACUAAUUUUAUCUGCUAUUCCUAGACAUUUUUUUGAGUGUCCGGUUACAUAUAUUAACUGUCUACCUACUAGAUAUUGCAGAUCCAUUUUUUAUUUUGGCUAUUGCCUUCUAAAUUUAUGCAUUUGUAGUAAAUACUUAGCCUUUUGGUUGAAUAGCAAGUUUAAAAGCGACACAUUGAUUGAUUGCUCUGUUUGUUUGCCAGUGUUUAUAACCAAAACUACUAAGAUUUGAGGAACAGUAGGUAUCAUCUCAACGCUCUGUAAUUUAUAGAACAGUUAUUGGUUAUUUACUUUCCUAGUUAUGUCAUACCAAUUUUUGUGCAAUUUAUUGGGGUUUAUUCACUAACUAAACAGUGACUUGUGAAUAAAAAACAGAAUUGCAGCCUUCAAGUUGUGACUGUUUUCAGAACUGGAGAAUGUGACUGUUGCUGAAGUGGAAAAUAUUUCCAAUACAACUUUGGUCUGAAAUGUUAAAAUUUAUGUUGUCAUUUAACCAUUUAUUCUCUAGUAAAUUUUUAUUUUGUAUGUAUUGUGUUGAGAUUAGUAUUUCAUACUUUUUACAAUUCUGUUAUAUGAGAAAAAAAGUCACAAAACCGCUUCUUUGUGUAUUGGUGCAGGUAUAGUGACAUUCCAAGUUGGAAGAAACAAGGAGUGGGGUAGAUUCAUUGAACUGCACCUUAAAUAUAACUUUGCUUCCAGUUCGCAAUAUAUAAUUACAAUAUGUAAAAGUUCAGAAAUUAAUUUAAGUAUGCCCACAGGAUAUUCCCACCCAGUGUGUGUUUUCUUAUGUAUACUGCUACCCUUGAAUGCAGGUAACCUGCAUAUCCUCCCUUGAAUAUAGCAUCUUUUUUGCAAUGUAAUAGAAUCCUGAUGGCUUUAUUUUGCAUUUUUUUUUCUUUUUUUAAAGAACAUUCAUUUGAAAGGUUGUGUGCAAAACCUAAAUUGUAAACAUGUUAAAUCAAAUUGUAUUAUGAACUGCCAUUAUCUUAGGAUGAUAGUACCAGAUGCUAGUUGAGUUUGAAGGUGGGCUUGUAUAGAUUAGAAGAUUCCAACACAAGAAAUGCAUCUGAAAGCAAACACUUAUACUGUCAUGCUUCCACAAGUUACUUAAGACAUUAGAACAACAUGCAAUCUGAGGCUUUAUUCAAAUAGGCCAAUAUCUACUAUCGGUCAUAAAUUAUCACACACUAAACUAAUGCUGUCUAGUGUGGAAUAUAAAUGUAAAAAUAGAUGAGGGCAGUCUCUUUGAAGGUGGUUACUUGUGUCUCCUGUGUAAUCUAAAGACACAAAGUAACAUACUCACAAGAGUGGAUACAAUUGCCUAUUUAAACAGUGGUCUGUAAUUAAUGCAAUAGAUAGUCUGGUCCACAGCCUCCAGAGAAAUGCAGAGUAUUUCACCACUAGAUAUUCAAAAUCAAGAGACAUAUAGACAUAUCUAGGUUUGCUUUUUUUUUUUUUUUUUUUAAACUUUGGGGCAUACUAUGGGUUACUUUCGUAUCUAGUGACGUAUAAUUAGAUUUUGAGGGCUAACAUACAUAUACCAGACCGCUCUUCCCAUCCCUUUUUAGAGAACAAUUAACUACUCUUUGUAUUUUGAAGGGUGAUGCACUAGACCAGGGGUAGGCAACCUACGGCACUAGUGCCAUGCACGGCACUCAAGGUGUCUUUGCACGGCACUCAAGGCUGCUACAGCCAAACACACUGGCCUAUCAGGAGUCCCAGUGAAACCUCAGAUAUCUGCUAAUACUAAAAGGUGGUGAAGGACAAUCCUCAAUUUAUGCAUUGCAGCACAUAGAGUAAGUGAUCUCUGAUCACUUCCUCCCAGCACUUGUGAAUGGGAAUCCACACUGUAGUAGAGCAGCGUGCAGCUGCUGUUGCAGCUCUUGUCCUCGACCUGUACCUGGCCAGCCUGGUCCCCAUGGGAACCCAGGAAAGCCACCCACACUGCUAGAUCUAGAAAUGCACAAUAGCCCUCCCCUCAUACAAAUAAUACGAAUAGCCCACAAACAAACAUACAUACAAUCUGCACAAACGUAACCCGCUAACAAUCCACAUACAUGCACACAACCCCACAUGCAGCCUCUCACAUGCAAUACCCCAAACAUCCCCCACACAUACACACACUACCAAACACAUAAUGUGACAUAUUCAUCCAUACACAGCCCACAUUCAUAUGUAUCAUACACAAUACCAAAAAACUACUCCUGAACAUAUACAAUAUAAUAGCUCAUAUACGCACAAAUACAAUGAUACAAAGCAAUUACAGUAUAAAUAACACAAGCAGAAUAUGGCAGCAUACACACCUCAAUUUAAAAAAAUAGGACCGGCACGCUACGGGACAUCACAAUCCUAUAUCGGCACAGUGCUGCUAAAAGGUUGCCUACCCCUGCACUAGACCCAUCUAGUAGGUCUAAUUGGUGAUUUGGUCUGUUAUUAUAUAUGUUUAAAUAAAAAUAAUAAACAUCCAGUGAACUUGCUCUAAUGGUAAUGGACUGACAGAAAAUUAACUCAGGCCGGUGCCUAAAUCCAUAAGUUGUAGUAUAUUUUUUUUUUUUUUUUUGUCUGUCUAUACUCUACUGAAUUGUGUUAUCGGUUAAGUAUUAUUCAUUAUGCUGGAGUAAGUGGAAAUUUUAUUUGUUAAAAAUUAUCUUAAUAAAGUGAGAAUUUGAGUGAAUUUAAAAUGAAAAUCAAAUUUUAGGCUGAAAUAGCUGAAAACAAGUUGACUUGGGCAUGUUUCCAAUUUGUCUAUUUUAAUAUAAAUUUAAAUUUUGACUUCACACUUUACUGAAUAACCCUAUAUAUCUUUAAAUGUGAAUAAUGUAUUUAAAUUAUAUAUGUCUGUGUGCACAUAUACAGAGUUCAUUAGUUAAACUCCUACACUGCUAUAUACUGUGUGUGUGUGUGUGUGUGUGUGUGUGUGUGUGUGUGUGUAUAUAUAUAUAUAUAUAUAUAUAUAUAAUAUUUAUUUAUUUAUUGCGCAUUUGGACACUGCAGGACGAAGAAGACUGCAGAAGUGGUUAAUUAUAGCAUCAAACAUCAUUGCUGUACUGCCUCCAAUAUUAAACAAUGGGUUUUGUGAAGAUUCCCCCACCUCACACAAUGGGGGAUGUGGUGGUGUAUAAUGUAAUUAGGUGCACAAAGGUCCCCAACUAUUCACAAGCUCAAGUCUUAAGUUUCCACGGCUCUCAAGUUCAACAUUGGCAAAAGGAUAAUUCGACCAAUAGGAAAAUUGAAGUGAGUAUGUACUGCAGGUGGAUAGUUAGCCAAGUUGAUUUAUACUUUAUACCAAUUGGUGGUACACAAUGAAGACCUUCCUCCUAUCCAGUAAAUGCAACAUUGGGAUGGUGCACAUUUACCGAGGGACAACAGUCUAAACAAUAUAAUAUGCUGCAUUGUGUAUUGAAACUUUUCAGUUAUUGCUGGAGGUGUGAUAACUGUCUUAGAGCACUAUUACAUAUAUUGUAUUAUUGACUCAAAAUGUUUCCAUUGCGGAAUAAACCAAUGCAGGACCUAGAGGUCAAAACAAACGUCUUCAUGCCCCUGCUUUCGAAUCAUACAAAGAACUUUGUCUAGCUAUAAAUAUCCCCUUGCAAACCAUUUUGAGGAUUCAUAAAUAUCAUCUAGUCUGACUUAUUUUUAACAUUUGUUUUCUUUUUAUGAUUGUUGAGAAAAUAAAACUGUAAAAUCCUUAAACUCCUGCUGUAAAUAUGAACAGCAACAUCUAUAUUAAGAAACACAGCCUUUCUUUGCAUUGAUUCACUAUCUUGAUGCUCAAGUAUACGUAUGAAAGUUAGUGAGAUCACUUCUGUUUGGAUUUAUGCUGCAUUUUCUGCCCUUAUAUUUGUGCUAUAUGUGUCCUUAUAAACCUUUGAUCUCCAGAAGGGGUUUAUUGUAUAUGAAAGUGAUUACCAUGAAAGUAAUAAUAGAGCCAGGAUUGUAGAUGAUGACGGGCAAUGUUCAUGUACAACUCUAAAUACAUGCUUGGCAGUCUCAUUUGUGAGCUUUGCUUCCAGCCACAUCUAGGUGGAGCUAUUGUUGCUCCUAGACAUUUUGACUUCACGAUAACAGCACUUUGACUCUGUGGAGCAUACAUUUGUAAUGUUAAAUGUAACUGACUUCUACAAGUGGGCAAUUUUAUUGCCAAUAUCCCUGUAGUGUGAUUGCAUGGCUAUGUGUUUUGAUUUCUUCUAUGGAUGGAAGUGGAUAUCCAUAUACCUUUUUUGUCAAUGCAUUGUACGUAGCAGACGUUGGUCCUUCUUGUAUAAGCGUUCAGUCUAGGGAACAUUAGGAUUUUGAAGAACAUGGAGAGGGCUACUAGAGUCUGGAUUAUCAAGCUCUAAGGAAACACAUGAAAAAUGUUACUGCACAUUUGUGCCUUUCUUUUGCACACGAGUGUGCCAGCCCAACAUUAAGAAAACCGUAACAUACCUGGCAGAGGAUAACACUUGGUGAUUGAGGGAAUUAUGAAUAUAAACACACACAGCAUUACUAAAGCUUUGCAUGUAUCCACUCCAAGCCUCCACUCUCAAUCUAUAUUUAUAGUUAAGAUAUCAUAAACCAAAAUAGGGGCUACUUUGCCUAAUGAAUAAGCCUAAAGUUAUCAAAAUUUGACAAAAGGCAAAAUUUCUAUUGCCAACUUCAGUUUUUCAGAACUGCUUCUAGCGGUUUUGGGAAUUGGGCAUUGUCUCACUUAUCACAAGACUUGAUUUAUAGAGGCUCUCGCUGGAUCCUCCACACACACAUGGGUGAGAAUACAGCAUUGAUGUGGGCUUCUGGCUCAUGAAGCACCGGGAGCUGAAGAAAGUAUAUUACGGCACCUGUUAUGGACAGCUUUUGGUAAUGUAACUUACCUCUGCUGCAGCCUCUACCAUUGGACACCAAGCAGUGAUAUCCCCAUCAGGGGUCUUUGCAAAAUUGAAAUGGCCAGGUCUCAAACUUGCCCCAUCAAUUUCACAAAAAAUGUCAAAGGUAAACUUGAGGGGCAUUGUGGUACUCUGUGACAGAUUUCCCAUUAAGCAAAGAAACCUGUCUACAGCUACGUGUCCUGUAGGGGGAAUCUGUUUUCAGCACUUAUAAUGUACCUUUUUGUAGUUCAAGUGGACCGAUCAGGAAAAAUAAGUCUCCUCAGGAGUCCAGUCAGUCUCCUAUGCUUGAUAGCAGAGCUGCACCAAAAAACACAGACUGUAAAACACAGUGCUGCCCCAGCUCCUCCAGAGUCUGUGUUGGCAGGGAGUGGAAGGGAUAAUUUCCCUUGUGUGCUGUAACAGCCUCAUACACACAGUAAAUGCAUUGCAAGAGGAGUAGGGGCAUCAAUGAGUGAUGCAUACUGUAUAAUAGCUGCAUCAUUGCCAUCAAUCAUAAGAAACUGACUUGUCUAUUGAAGACAUAGGAGGGUGCGUACGUUGGAGAAUUUGGAAUUUUAAGGGUUAUUUGCAAACAUCCUAAAUUUAAACCCCUUCAUAAAUGUUAAGAGACAGUUUCCUUAUUCUUCAGUAAAUAUUAUUCUGCCAAUCUACUUCACCUAAUACUAUCCUUGACUUUGUGUCACUUUACCCCACUCCCUCUAACAUGUAAGUUCAUUGAGCAGGGCCCUCAAUUCCUCUGUUCCUGUGCAUCAAGCUUGUCUGGUUACAAUUAUAUGUUGGUUAGUCCACCGAUUGUAAAGCGCUAUGGGAUUUGUUGGCGCUAUAUAAUAAUAAUAAUAAUAAAAAAAAGGGGCACUAUAGGAUGAGGAACAGAACCAUGUAUUCUUGACUCUUUAGUUUUAAAAACACAAUCUAGCAUAAGCCAAAAGCACCCCUGACCAAUCAGCAUCUCCUCAUAGAGAUGCAUUGAAUCAGUACAUCUCAAUGAGGAACGUUCAGUGUGUCUAUGCGGAGGGUGGACACACUGAAUGUCAGUGCUGCACACUGUACAGCACUGCCCAAGGAAGCACAUCUAGUAGCCAUCCGAGGAGUGGCCAGUGGAGGUAUCUCUCGGCUAUAAUGUAAACACUACCCUUUCUCUGAAAAUACAGUGUUUACUGCAAAAAGCCUGAAGGGAAUGAUUCUACUCACCAGAACAAAUAUUAUUACUGGUAUUUAUUUAACCCCUUAAGUACGGUGGACAUUCUACCAUACGGUCUGAAAGGCAACGUAACCAAUCUGGCGAAUUUGUUCUGGUGACUAUAGUGUCCCUUUAACACUCAAAAUCUAAAAAUAACAAAACAAAACUUUAAUCAUAUGUUUAAUGUCUCUUAUAAAACACAAUAAAUGUACCCCAGUACUAAGUUUACUCCAACCCUAAACUCCAUUCUAAACACCCCUUAUAUUACAACUAUAACCCUUCUCAAGCAUUUAAUCCUCGUAACACUAAACCCACUGUGUAUGUGUAAUCUAACUGUGAUAUUAGCUCUCUCAAACUUAACCCCUUCAGGACCGAGGAUGGUUCAGGACCGUCAUCUGCAUUUUUGCGUUGCCGACCGGUGACGGUCCUAACGGUCCAAUGUACUUACCGAUCGCCAUCGUUCCCCUGGCGGCGAUCGUGUUGCUCCCGUUGUGGGGAGACUGCCUGCAGCCCAGACAGUCUCCCCAUGGCAGAUUAGGACCCCUGUGGCCACGUGAUCGCUCAACAGAGCGAUCACAUGGUCACAAUAGGUGUCAAUUAGAGAUGUCGCGAACUGCUCGCCGAACUGUUUGCGAACUGUCCGCCGGCGAACAAUAGUGUGUUCGCGUUGGGCGAACAUAUGCGAUUUCCGGUCCGCCCCCUAUUCGUCAUCAUUGUGUACACUUUGACCCGGAACCUCACCGGCGGACAGUUCGCGAACAGUUCGGCGAGCAGUUGGCGACAUCUCUAGUGUCCAUGUGUCUGCCUUCAGGGGGACUGCCUGUCAGUGUAAAAUCAUAAAAAAAGUUAAAGUUAAUAAAAAUAAAUAAAUAAAAAAAAUUAUAUGUGUGUGUGUGUGUGUGUAUAUAUGUGUAUAUAUAUAUGUAUAUGUGUCUAUAUGUCAUAUAUAUAUCAUAUAUAAUGUCAUACUAAGUGUAUUUGUAUAAUAUGUACAUAUAUUAAAGGACCACUCUAGGCACCCAGACCACUUCAGCUUAAUGAAGUGGUCUGGGUGCCUGGUCCAGCUAGGUUUAACCCAUUUUUUCAUAAACAUAGCAGUUUCAGAGAAACUGCUAUGUUUAUGAAUGGGUUAAGCCUUCCCCUAUUUCCUCUAGUGGCUGUCUCAUUGACAGCCACUAGAGGCGCUUGCGUGCUUCUCACUGUGAUUUUCACAGUGAGAGCACGCCAGCGUCCAUAGGAAAGCAUUAUGAAUGCUUUCCUGUGUGACCGGCUGAAUGCGCGCGUGCGCAUUCAGCCCAGGAGGAGGAACGGAGGAGGAUCGGAGGAGGAGAGCUCCCCGCCCAGCGCUGGAAAAAGGUAAGUUUUUACCCCUUUCCUCUCCCCAGAGCCGAGUAUGUUUUCCUGGCACUAUAGUGGUCCUUUAAUAUAAAAAUACACUUAUAAUUAAAUUACACACGUGUGUGUGUGUGUGUGUAUAUAUAUAUAUAUAUAUAUUAUAAAUAACUAUAUAUUGUAUAUAAAUAUUAUAAAAUACAAAUAAGUAAUUUAAAUUAAAAACAUGUAAAAAUAAUAAAAAUUAAAAAAAUAUAUAUCUAUAUGAAAUUUUAUUCUAACUGUAUUUUGAUAGUAAUAUAUAUACAUCAAAAUACACUUAGAAUGAAAUUGUGUGUAUAUAUAUCUAUGUAUAUAAAUAAAUAAAAAUAAUACGAAAUAUACAUAUGUCCAUAUACAAAAUUACAUAAAUAAUUAUAUAAAUAUAAACAUAGACUUCAAAUAUAUAAAUAUGCAUAUAUAUUUAAAUUCUACGUGCGUAUUUAUGUAAUAUUUUUACAUAAUUAAGUAAUUUUAUUGAUUGCAAUUUGAGGGACCUGCCUGACAACCCAGACUGAAAGUCCAGAGAAUUUAAUUUGCUAGCACUAUAUUUUACCCUGUAACUUUCUAUGACACCCUAAAACCUGUACAUGGGGGGUACUGUUUUACUCGGGAGACUUCGCUGAACACAAAUAUUAGUGAUUCAAAACAGUAAAACAUAUCACAGCGAUGAUAUUGUCAGUGAAAGUGACUUUUUUUUGCAUUUUUCACACACAAACAGCACUUUUACUGAUGAUAUAAUUGUUGUGAUAUGUUUUCCUGUUUUGAAACACUAAUAUUUGUGUUCAGCAAAGUCUCCCGAGUAUAACAGUACCCCCCCAUGUACAGGUUUUAUAGCGUUUUUGAAAGUUACAGGGUCAAAUAUAUGGGUCAAAUAUUUUUACAUUGAAAAUGGCCAGGUUGGUUACGUUGCCUUUGAGAGCGUAUGGUAGCCCAGGAAUGAGAAUUACCCCCAUGAUGGCAUACCAUUUGCAAAAGAAGACAACCCAAGGUAUUGCAAAUGGGGUAUGUCCAGUCUUUUUUAGUAACCACUUGGUCACAAACACUGGCCAAAAUUAGCGUUCAAUUUAGUUUUUUUACUUUUUUCACACACAAACAAAUAUGAAUGCUUACUUUGGCCAGUGUUUUCGACUAAGUGGCUACUAAAAAAGACUGGACAUACCCCAUAUUGAAUACCCUGGGUUGUCUACUUUAAAAAAAAUAUGUACAUGUGGGGUGUUAUUCAGAGAUUUAUGACAGAUAAUAGUGUUACAAUGUCACUAUUGAUAAAUUUUAAAAAUGUAUGUUUUGAAACUGCAAUAUCCUACUUGUACCUAUAGCCCUAUAACUUGCAAAAAAAAAGCACGUAAGCAUUGGGUAUUUUAAACUCAUGACAUUUUGAAUCUAUUUAGCAGUUUUUUUCAUUCACUUUUGUAGCUGAGUAAAAGAUUUUUCGAGUAAAAGUCAAAAAACAUGUAUUUUUUUUUUUUCAAUUUAUCAUCAUAUUUUUAAAAAGAUUUUUUAAAUUAAAUUACAUGAGAUUAUAUAAAUAAUGGUAUGUAAAGAAAGCCCCUUUUGUCCUGAAAAAAAACUAUAUAUAAUUUGUGUGGGAACAGUAAAUGAGAGAGCGGAAAAUUACAGCUAAACACAAACACCACAAAAGUGUAAAAAGAGGCCUGGUCGCAAAUAUACAACAUCGCAAAAACAGUCCAGUCCUUAAGGGGUUAAAGCUCUCCUUCACCCUAAUCUAUAUUUACAAAGAGAAAUAUGCGCAUACCUAUAUCAGUAUAUGCUUUUUAGACAUGUUAUACUUGCAAUGUCCAGAUAAUAAAUGUUGUUUGUUUUGUUGUUUUUUGUUUGUCACGGGGGGUGUGGGGUGGAGGUGGCAGAGGGGCAUCUUGGAAUUCUGUGCCUAGAGGCGCUUGGCAUGUAAAUCCUCCACUGCUGGUACUUGGAAAUUCUCUUAGAACACACAUUUGUAAAUAUUACUCCAUUAAAAUAAACCAGGCUUGUGAAAUGCACUGAUAAAAUACAGUGUAUGCUUUAUAAACCACAAAUUAGCUGAAAUGUUGGAAGUAAUUGAUAAAAUGUGUCAUGACGCACAUUACUCCAAGUGUGCUCAAGAUUUGGUUUUGGGGGUGAAAGGGUAAAAAAAAAAAAAAUCAUUAUUUGUCUGUGCUAGCUUAAAAAUAAUAACAAAACAAAUCUUGCUUACCACCACCUUUAGAGCAGGGCUUGAUGAAUUUGCUUGGAAUCUAGGAGCCAGCUUCUCACACAGCGUAAGGACGUCCAGCGACGCUCUAGCACAGGUUUUCUGUGCUAUGAAGCAGGAAGUGCCCUCUAGUGGCUGUCUAGUAGACAGCCAGUAGAGGUGGAGUUAACCCUGCAAGGUAAUUAUUGCAGUUUAUAAAAAACAGGGUUAAGGGUAGUGGGAGUUGGCACCCAGACCACUCCAAUGGGCAGAAGUGGUCUGGGUGCCUGGAGUGUCCCUUUAAGUUCACCCAGCCUUCCUACCUUUUGGAAGAGCUGAAGUGGAUUCUUUCCCUGGGGCCCAGAGUGGCUGCUGUAUUCUUGCUUUGCUUCCUCGCUCGGGGCCAGAGUGCUGCCAUAUCUCCCCUCCCGGUAUUACAGUGGGGCGCAUGAGUAAAAUCACCUUUAAUGGUGCCAAGGAGGGCCGGACUCUCUAAACAGUGUUUUUAGAUUUAUAGUGUUAAUAAUACAUGUCCUUAAAGGACCACUAAAGUCACCCAAUUUAAAACAUUUUCAUUUUUUAGGAAGACUGCCACUAGAGGUUCUUCCAUGGCACUGUAAAACUCGGUCACGUGAUGUGGAAGCCCAUAGGAAAGAAUACAAUGCUUUCCUAUGGGGAAGCUUGGAUCCACUCAUGAGCAUCAGGUACCCAAUGCGACAAUACUACCUCAUCCAUGAUGGUCAGAUUGGACAAUUAUGGAGGAGGUAGUGUUGUCACAGUAAGCAGAGAUGUUAACAUUACCGAGGAAGUCUCUGCACAGGUAACAGGCAAAUAAAACCUGUAUAAAACUAAGGAUAGGGUUAGUAUAACAUUUUGAAUACAGUUUAGUAUUCCUAAUGCUAUAGUGUUCCUUUUAAGGUGCAACAUAGUCCUUGUCGCCCUUAUCAAGAAAAGGUAAAAAGAAAAUUCCAUAGAAUCAUUGAAUGAAUAUACAAUUCAAUAUUUUUUGUUCUUAACUUGAUUCCAGGGUAAGUUACAACAGAUCUUCCUGGAUAAAUGUACAGAAGCUAUGCAGUCUAAAUAGCACAGCCUUCUACUUCUACCGUCUCUAUCCCAGUAGGUAAAAAAAGGAAAAGAUGGGAGCGAUUCCAGCUUGGAUUCUUAAACAUCAGAUUCUGAAGAUUCUGUAGAUUCUUCUGACGAAGUAUGCUCUCUCCAGUGAGACAAUUUACAGUUUCUGCUGUAAUGGAAGAUCACAAUGAGGUUCACAGACAUAAGAAUUCUAAAGCAUUUCCUUUCCAUCCAAAAUUAAUUCAAAAAAACUUACAUCACUAAGCAUUUUAAAAAUAGCUUUAAACUGCAUGUGAACUUUAAGAUAAAAAUGUAAGAUCUUUCUAAGGUGGAUGUUCUAAUUGUAAAAAAAGACAACACAUUCCCUAUAGGAGGUACAAGCAGUUUUCAAGAUACGAUGGACAAAAGAGUAGAAUCAUUAUUAAGAAGGGUAUUUUCAGCAUCCGAAACUCAGUGUAAAACUCUUAUUGCAGGCACAUCAGUUGCCAGAGCACAACGUGUGUGGCUGGAUUCCUUGGAAAAAUCUUUCAUGUGAGAUAAUAAAGAUCAUGAAAUGAAACUUCUUCAAAACAUUUGUUUGGCAUCUGAAUUGUUGACUGGACUUAUGUGCUUUAGAAGCAUAUCAGCCAGAACCAGGGGGAGGACAAUAGGUUCCCCCACCUAUUCUAAUUUAGGGACCCCACCUGCCGCUCAAGGCAUGGGUGGGGGCUUGGGAGGGAGGGGACACUUGUUUUUGUAACAGUUAGCAGCCACAGGCUGCACUGUUUACUAGACAUGCCCCUACUCAUGGUAUAGCGUGUAGGGGCAGAAUUGACUAAUACUAAGUAAUAUAUUUACUUAGUAUUCGUAAAUUUGACUGAAAGACCAACUUUCAGCCUUUUGGUAGAUAGCUCCCAAUACUGUGGGAAUUAGGGAGUUAUCUACUAAGCAGCUGCAAGAGAACAUACCCGAAGUCCUGAAUUUCGGAAUGCUGAACCAAACCGAAUAUUUUGCCCAUGCACAUCCCUAAUAUGCCCCUCUCUGCUACACUGCCUCCUUCUCUCAUCCCAUGCCUUGCACUCAAUUUUCUACUCUCUCACUCCUAUCCACAAUUGAUCUCAUCCUAGACCCCAUGCAUACAAAACCCAUUCACACCUCCUGUUACUUUCUCUCCUCCUGCUUCUAGCAGCUGGUGAUGUCUCUCGCAACCCAGGGCCCUUAACCUUCUCUACACACUAAGAAAACCAGAAACCCCACAAACCUUAUCACAAUACCCUGCCCUUUACCCUCACUUACCAACAUUCAGUGUGCACUUUGCAACGCCCGCUCCAUCUCCAGUAAUUUAAAAUCAACAGCCAUGCAUGACCUUUUUAUUCUCAAACUCAAUCACACUACUUGCACUGACAGAGACCUGGCUGUCCCCCUCUGAUAGCGCUACUCUUGCCUCUUUAUGUUUUCGUGGGCUAUAAUUCUCUCACACUCCCAGACUCAACUGUAAAGGAGGUGGUGUAGGCAUCCUUCUCUCCCCUCAAUGUACCUUUCAACUAAUCAUAACUCCCCCUGCCCUAUCCUUUUCUUCUUUUGAAGUUCACACUGUCCACCAAUUUAAACCCACUCCUUUAAGAAUUGCUAUCAUCUACCGCCCCCCAGUCAUCCUAGGCUAUUCAUUGAGCACUUUUUUUCCUGGCUUCCCCACUUCCUCUUAUCUAGCACUCCUUCCAUUCUACUUUGGGAUUUCAAUAUACCAAUCAACAACCCCAACGGCAUUGAUGCGUCUCGUCUGCUGUCUGUAACCUCCUCCUUUGGCCUUACUCAAUGGUCCAAUUAAGCAACCCAUACAGUGGGAAACACUCUUGAUCUCGCCUUCACCAAUCUCUUUACCGCCUCUAAUCGGUUCAAUAUUCCUUUUCCUCUAUCUGACCACCAUCUGCUGACUUUUGACAUCGGCAUACCUAAGACCCAGUUGACACCACCAUCUGAACAUCAGUCUCACAGAAACCUCCAAUGUCUUGACCUAGAGCAUUUCUCCACUAAUCUCCAAACUUUUUUUUACCUAUCUCAAACUUCACCUGUCCUAGCUCUGCAACCUUCUUCUACAAUUCCACCCUUUCCUCUCAACUAGACAUCAUGGCACCCCUUACAUUUAAACACAGCAAGCACCCCCUACAACAACCUUGGCACACCAAGCUGACUUGAUAUCUCCAAAAAUACUCCAGAAUGGCUGAACGCUGUUUGAGAAAGUCUCACUGAAAGUCUCACUAUAAAUUUAUGCUGCGCUCAUACAGCUUGGCUCUUUCCUCUGCAAUAGGAAAUAUACCCUCAUAACCACACUCUCUCCCGCGAACCCAAACGACUAUUUCACACAUUUAAUUCUCUUCUUCGCCCUAUUGUUCCUCCUCCACCUACUAACUUGACCGCUUCAGACUUUGCAACUCACUUCACUGACAAGAUCUCUACAAUCAGGGAAGAGAUCUCUCAUCUUUCUUCUUCCCCUUACAAUACUUCCCCAUACCUCACUCCCUCUGCUGUUCUAUGUUCAUUCGCACCCGCUACAGUGGGAGAGGUUUCUGCUCUGCUGCAGUCCUCCCGCCCCACCACCUGCUUUCUAGAUCCUAUUCCCUCUCAUUUCAUCCGUACUCGAUCUUCUUCUCUUUCUCUACCUCUCACUAAAAUUCUCAGUCUCUCUCUCCUCUGGCAUAUUUCCAUUGCCUUUCAAACAUGCAACUAUAACCCCAAUUGGAAAGAAGCACAACCUUGACCCUAACUCCCCAUCCAACUACCCAUCCUAUCUUGCUACUGCCUUUUGCAUCCACAAUCCUUGACAGAGUUGUGUAUGUGAGAUUGACAGACUUCCUCAAGUCCAACUCUCUGCUAGACCUGCUUCAGUCUGGUUUCCGCACUAAGCACUCUGUGGAAACAGCACUGACCAAAGUAUCAAAUGAUCUACUCGCUGCAAAAUCUUGUGGUCACUACUCUAUCCUAAUUCUCCUUGACCUUUCUCCUUGACCUUUUUGACACUGUUGAUCAUCAACAGCUUCUUCUCAUCCUCCGCAAUAUCAGUCUACAAGAUAUUGCUCUCUCCUGGUGCUCCUCCUACCUUUCCCAGCGGUCUUUCUGUGUUCUCUGCCUCUGCUUCUUCUCCUCAAGGUUCAGUCCUUGGUCCCCUACUGUUCUCCAUCUAUACUGCCACCUUUGGUAAACUCAUUAGCUCCUUUGGCUUCUGAUAUCAUUUCCCUCUUGACUAGUGUCUCUGACUGCCUCUCUGCUAUUUCUAACUGGAUGCCUGCCCACUUCCUUAAACUCAACUGAAAUUCUGGUCUGUCCUCCCUCAAGUGUUGCUACUCCUGUGUCUAUCUCCCUCCAAGUCAACGGUGCUACCAUCAGCUCCACCACGCAGGCUCGCUGCCUAGGUGUUCUCUUUGACUCCGACCUCUUCUUCACGCCUCAUGUACAGUCUAUCUCCAAAUCCUGCCACUUCCAUCUAAAAAACAUUGGGCGCAUCCGACCCUACUUAUCGCCAGAUGGGACUAAGGUGCCAUUCCACUGUCCUUUCUGGCCUUAACUACUAUAAUCCUCUUCUCAGUGGUCUUACAUGCUCCCUACUUGCGCUGUUACAGUUUAUAAUGAAUGCGACGGCGAGGUUCAUCUUCCUGUCCACCCGCACCGCCUUUACCUCACCUUUCUGUCAGUCCCUACAUUGGCUUCCUGUAAGAUAUAGGGCUCAAUUUAAAAUUCUGGUUCUUGCUUUUAAAUCUCUACAUAAUGCUGCUCCCACCUAUCUAUCCUCCUUAAUACACAAGUAUGUCCCGUCUAGGCCCUUGCGCUCUGCUGAAGACUUACGUCUAUCUUCUGUCCGUACUCCCACCUCUGAUGCUCGUCUUCAAGACUUCUCGAGGGCUGCACCGUUCCUGUGGAACUCCCUUCCCUCCUCCAUUAGAAGCUCACGCAGUCUCCACUCCUUGAAAAAAAUCAUUAAACCUACUUCUUCAUAAAAGCGUAUCAAUUAAACUGUAAACCUUUUGUGUCACUUUACCCCACUCCCUCUAGCAUGUAAGCUCAUUGAGUUCCUGUGUGUCCAACUUGCCUGGUUACAACUACAUGUUUGUUCGUCCACCUACUGUAAAGUGCUGCGGAAUUUGUUAAUAAUAAUAAUAAUGACAAUGUUUCUUCAUCUAUAGAAAGUAAGCAAGUAGAGAUCUCCUCUUCUACCUUUUGGAUUAAUAUCCGUUAAUAUAAAAUCGGUUUCCAAUAUUCUGGCAGAGAGCUUAAGCAGAAAUUACUUCAAAGAAACAGACUAGUCUCUAUCGCUGCAGAUAUUUCAUUUGCUACUGAAGAUAUUCAGACCUCCAGAGAUAAAUUUAAUGGGAUCAAGGAUAAACAAGACACUACACAAAUUCGUCUUAUUAUUGCCAUUUAUUAUUAUUAUUAGGAACAUUGCCAGCAUGUGUGACGUAUGAGAUGUUCUAGCAUGAAGAGACUGAGGAACCUGGUACCAAGUGUGUGGAGACUGCACAUUUAUGUGUCAAAAGCAUUAUUUUAGCCCAGUCCUUCUCAACCAGUGUGAUUCCCAUAUACUCUUCCCACUUCAGGGCCCGUGGAGGCAUUAGGUAGGGAAAUUAAGUGACAGUCUGAGGAAGCUGUUUGGUGUGUACCUUAUCCACACAGUACCUACACAUCAGUGCCUAUUAUAGAGGAUCUUUUUAAUUGAGUGAAUUUUUAUUUUAUAUUGCUCUUGCAUAUACGUAGUGUGCUAUGUUUUUAUACUUUCUUCCUGAGAUAAUGCGGUAAAGAGUGGAAGAUCACCUUGGUUUAUCAUUGUGUUUAGGGUAGAGUGGUAACCUAAACAGAUCUAGAGCUUGCUUACACAUGUGAGUGUUAUAUUGUCUACAUUAUUUAUAAAUAUUACAAAAGGGUGUUUCAAAAGGAUGUACCUGAUUUGAAAUCGCUUCAUCUCCACGAACUGCCCAUGAAUGAAACUCUUACCACUUGGAAGGGUGGGGCAUAGAGGUUUAAAUGAUUACUGCUAGAUGCCUCUACCAGUGCACAAAGGGCCCCUAGCUUCAGAUAUUUCGAAGAUGACGAUCCCUCAAAUGCAAGGCAUCUUGCGUUCUGCAGCUCAGCAAGACUGAAUCUGUAAUUGCUGUGCAGCGUGUGUUUCAACAGCGUUUUGGCAUUGAUCCUUCGAUGCCAAAUUUGUCAUUGGUACCAACAAUCUGAGGAAACAGGCUGUUUAUGUUAGGAGAAGAGCAUAGGGCAAGAGGAAAACGUGAGAAGAAUUCAAGAGAGUUUUCAGCGUAGGCCACCCAAGUCCACUCGUCAUGCCAGCGAAGAACUUACGAUCUCUCAUAUGACUGUCUGGAAUGUGAUAAGGUGAUGUUUAAUCGUGAGGCCAUAUCGUCUCAAUGUUGUCCGUACAGUAGCUGAGGGGGCCAUAUAAGCAUUCACAAAAUGAUUAGAAAAACUUAAUAACACAUUAAACCAUUUUUAACUUUUGCUGUAAUUGUAAAUUGUAACAUGUUGCCAUUGUAAAAUAUACUGCUUUGAAUUUGGGACAAUCAUUUUUAAACACCUUGUAUAUUGUUUUAUUUCCAAAAGGCACAAAUACUAUACAGGUAUAGCAAAUAUAUAAUAAUACAAGUGCCAAUUAACACAUUUGUGUCAGAUUUUGUGGUGAUUAUUAAAUAAUCACUCCACUUCACUUAAUACUUUCAGAUUUAUUUUUUUUAGCUGGUUAUGGUAUGUUUGGUAUGUUUGGUUUGGGACCAUUAGUACUUUGGUAAAUAUACUCGACUAUGUGAACUUAUGUUUACAGUGUUAUUAGGACUAUAUGCUAUUAACUUGCAGUAGUUUGUUUGUUUUACAGCAACUUGAGUUGCUUGAGAAUAUAAUCGGUAUCUUGUAUUUACUGCUUGCCAAAUCUCCAAGCAGUAUAUUGUAAACCAUCUUUUGCUACUGUGUCUUUCUAUAGAUCUCUGGAUGUGCCCUGAAAGUUAUUGCUAACUAUUUCUGCUUGGCUAAUGAACUCUACAUGCUUAUAUUAAUCACUGUGUUAUAUGUUCUUUUCUACAGGUGAAACACGCAUGAGAUUUUAUCAACUGUUAGUUAAUGGUCUCUACACACCGCAGACCCUUCCAGUUGGUGGUGAAUUGGAUGUUUCCCCGACUGUAAAUGAAACGCCACAGGUACAGCUGCAGUUCUCCGAACAUGAAGAUCUUAAAUUUUAAAGGAACAGUAUAGAGUUUGAAAUACAAAUGUAUUCCUAACGGUGACCUGCUCUCUCCCCUACUCCCAGCUAAAGUUAAAAAAAAAGUUUAAUUCCCUUUUCUCCCUCGCUACAGUGAUCUUUCCAUGGCCAUUUUAUCCUCCUUAGCUAAUUUAAUGGAGCACUAUAGUGACAUGAAAACAAACGUUCCAAUCAAUAUAUUAAGAAAACACUAUUUAGGUUACUGGCCCCCCCUCUCACUGAAGUAAAAGUGGAAUUUACUCCCCUUUCUUUCAACGCCGUACAGGUCUGUCAUGGCUGGCCUUGCCCAAGCUUCACUCCCUUGGCUGAGAUCAUUGAACCUGGUGAUCUCAGCCAAUCCAAUGCUUUCCUUUAGGCUAUUGCGCAUGCGCGGCCAAAUACAGCGCUGCACCAAUCAGGAACCUCUCAUAGAGAUCCUUUGAAUUAAUGCAUCUCUAUAGGGAACGUUCAGUGUCUCCAUGCAGAGCCUGCAGAAAUGACCCAGGCAGCACUAAUUCAGACCUACUAAGACUGCCACUAGAGGGUCUCUAGGCAGAAAUGUAAAUGCAUGCAUGGACAGGCCCGUAGGAAAGCAUUGGGAGACUAGUGUGCAUAAGCGGCAAAACGCCAUGCGCUCUGCCAAUCAAAUGGUCAAUCUGAUGGAAAUGGCAGUUCACUUGGCUAUUUCGGUAGGAGGACCUCUAGUGACUUUUAAUGUGAUAGCUGCAAGGUCCAUUUUAACCCUGUAAUGUAAACUUUGCUGUUCCCGUUUUAAUCCUGUUUAAUUUCAAGAUGCAGGAAAUUGCAGAAUUUAUAGCACAGGAGCAUGACUCCUAGACCACUUUAUUGAGAUGAUAUAUUAAAAGGGUACAUUAACAUUUACAGUAUAAAGAAAUAUACAGUGUUGUCCAUUUUUUAAUACCCUUUGCAUAAACCUAUUCCUAGUGUUUUGUUUGUUUUGAUGAGAACAAUGUUUUGUUCCAUGUCAUUUACCUGAAUGCUAUUACAUAAAAUCUGUGUACCCAUAUCUAAAAAGUUUAAAAAAGUUUUUUUAAUAAAGUGUAUUUAAAAAAAUAAUAAAAAAAAAAAAUUUACAUUUUAAAAAUACACUGAGAUUCAGUAUGGGUUCCUUCAGACCAGUAAAGAAAAAGACGGAUGUUUAUAACACUUCUCCAAGUUCUUGGGUGGUUUAGAGUAGUUGAAAUGAUAAUAAAUGAGUGUCGCCUUUUAUCUCUGCAAUCAGUUGUUGUUGUUGUAGUAGUAGUAGUAGUAGUAGUAGUCCUUGCCCCUUCAAUCUUUUAUUAUUUCGUAUUCUGCUUAUAAGUAAACUGUGGUUAAUUACAAUUCCAUGAAUCACUUCCCAGCUAUUAAUAGAAUAGGUGUUUAUAUAGGCUGUAUAAAAUGUAAAAGAAUGUAAUCCAUAGAACUGUAAUACUACAGUCUUCUAUACCCAUAUGAACAAUUUGUUUUUAUCAUACAAGAUACAUUAGUAAAUGCCAACAACAUUCUGUAUUACAUAGAUAAAAUGAAAACAAAACUGCAAUUUUUAAAUAAAACCACUAUUUAGCUGUCAGGUCUUAAAUACGUUUCACCUCUUGACUUAUUGUCACUAUGUCUUGGGGCCAUUGUUCUUGCUCUAUAGAUCCUUAUCUAUAGAAAAUAAUAUCUUAUAAGACAAGAAAAAUAUUUAUUUAAAAAAAAUAGAGCUGUACUCAUGUCUUAUAUAUUCUAAUUAUUAUACAGGUAAAUGAAUCCUCGAAACGGACAAAAGAGACUGGUGCGGGGGCGCCCGUUACUCCGAAUAGCAGUACCCCAUUUUCACAUGAUACAGCUUAUUCAAGCUGUCGACAAGACACCCCCAACUCCUUUAGCCAGUAUACACCACAAUCGCAAGGGACCCCUCACACACCCCGUCUAGGAACGCCGUUCUCUCAAGACUCUAACUAUUCCAGUCGGCAAGCCACACCAGCUUUUCAGUUUGGACAAGACUCUACCUACAAACCUAGGAGGCCUGAAAAUAAAUUUCCAGAUGCUUAUAAUCGAAGGCCAGGGCACCCCUAUGUUCAUAACUCUGGUCUGUUUAGGGGCUCUGAACACAGCUUUAACACUGCUAGAUCCCAGCCAGAGACAUUGCAGUUUUCACACACAUCACCGUUGAACCAAUCUGGUGUGAACUAUAAGUCUGCAUUUUCUCCUUAUCAAGCAACAACAGCAUAUUCCCAAGCUGAUGAGAACUCGUUCCCACAAACUUCAAGGGAUAUAGAGUAUAGGAGGACAGCACCCCCACCUACAGACACCUAUUCAGAUAGUGGAUGUAGUUCUGUAAAUAUCGACUUUAUACCAGUUAAAGAAAAACCAGAUGAGCCCCCUCUUCCGGAACCGGAGUGCCCCACAGAACAGAAAGUAGCCUCUUGUGCACGGACGCCAGAAAGAUGUGUAACCCCAGGAACGCCAACUCUGGAGGAUGAAAUGUUGCACAACAGUUUAGAUUCUAGGAUUGAAAUGCUUUUAAAAGAGCAAAGAACCAAGUUACCUUUCCUCCAUGAGCAGAGCUCAGAUAAUGAAUUGAGGAUGGAAGGGAGCCCUAUAUCCUCUUCUUCCUCUCAGCUUUCACCAAUCCCUCCGUAUAGUACAAACUCCCAUUACCAAGAUGUCACUCCUUCCUCUCGACCCUCAAGCACAGGACUUGAGGACAUCAGCCCCACCCCUUUACCUGACUCGGACGAUGAUGAGUCUAUUCCUGGCACAGCAUCCCUUUGCCAGAACUCUAGGUCAACAACUCCCAUUGAGCAGCCUAGUCAACCUGGGAGGAAAAUGGAGAGCUCAGAUGUGAAGGAACAAUUAACAGGAGAUGAGACCCCAACAUCUGAGAAGAUGGAUGAGGUGAGUGAGGCUAUGACAUGCUUUAUAUUUUCUUAAGCUGAUAUCUUACAACUAGUUGAAAUCAAUGCUUACAAGGCUUACAAAAGGUUUAAUAUUAAAAAAACAAAAGCAAAGUAUGAACUACUUAAAUAACUGGAGAAAUUAGCUUUAAUUAAAAUAGCAUUGCUUGUGAUAAGAUUUUGGUUAGAAGAAUAUAUGAUGUGAUUUGUUCUGCAAACAUGCUCUCAGCCUAAUAUACCGGACUACUCUAAAAAUUACUGCAUCAAUAGAAGUCUACGUAUAUGCCAUCAGUGUAUCCUUAAUGGGAUAUAAUAAAACAAAAAUGGUUGAUCAUAAUUUACAUUUAGUAAAAUAGGUCCAACUUUAGUCUCUAUGUUCUUCUUGUCCACGAAUCUGGUUAUCUCUUUAUUACCAUUAGUAAUUAUAAAGUAGCUGUUCAAUUAAUCUUUAAUUGCCAAUCACAAGAAAAGAAUAGUUCUGUCCUCCUGAUCUUUAUAACUGGGACCAACACAUUGCGUUUUGCAUUUUUUAAGGGUCUCUAAUAAAGGCUAACUGUUGCUUAGGAAUGUAGCCGCCACCAAUAUUGUGCAAAUGAUAUGUGUGUCCUGGUGCUGUCCAAAUCCAAGUCCUGGACCCAACAUUAAAAUUGUUCAUUGUUUGUCGAUCACUCAGCCUUCUGAUACACCCUUUACCACAAAUAAAAGCUGUUUUCGGAGAGGGUAUCUCGCAUCAGCCUCGAGUGUAACUCGCAUCAGCCAAUAUGCUGCCAUUGCAAAGUGUCAAACUUGGUACCAGAUGUGUACACAUUCCAUAUGUAUGUAAAGACUGCAAACAUGGACUUGUUGGGUGGUCUUUCACGUAUACUAGACUCACCGGAACAUCACUUUCUUGUUGAGUGUUGAUGACCAUAAGCAUAGUACAAGACCCAGAAUAGGAUACUCAAAAUAUCUUUUAGAGUCUCUUGUGUAGCUUUCUAAUUCCCUUUCCUAUUUGAAUGUGUUUAGAAAGAACCUAAUUAUUUCACUGUUAAUGUUAAUCUACACUGAUAUUUGGGAGCUAAAGUUGACAAAAAUACAUGAGCUAUUCUAACAGAGGAUAAUGGAGUGGGUUGCAGCGAACAGCAACUCUAUCCCAUUAAUUUGUGAAUUAUGAUGUUUAAGAAGAAAAAAUUAACAAUUAGUUGGAUGUUACUCAAUGAAAAUUUGUUGAGAUAAGGAAUCUAUAUAUUUCCAAUUUCAUUCACUUGUCUUGUGAACCAUUGUAACAUGGUGUCUGAUCUGGAGAUCACACCACUUAUAGGGGAAAACCUGCUUGGGAAUAUUCACACAACAAGCAAGCAGAUCCUUGAUUGUAAUAUUAAACCAAUGGCUUCUGAUUUUGUUUAUUUUAUACCUAAAGAACAUUAGUGUAUCAGAGAUAUGCCAAGUAUAAAUCAAUCUAAAUCCUGAGGGCCAGAUUAAUUUUGGACAGAAACAUGACCUUUUCAGACUCUGUGUAGUGCAUAUUUUUAAUCCUUUUGCAUGCUUUACCUUGUAUUACACUAAUAUUGCAAACAUGUCUGUUAAGGAGAUUUUUAUUAUUGCAUUAUAACUGCAACUAUUUUUUUGUUGCAUAAAAAUCAAAAGUUUAAGAUCUGUCCAAGAUUUAAAUGCGGGUCGUUGUUGAAAGCAAAUAGUAUUUUGUGAUUUGUUGCACGGGACCUAGCAUAUAUUCUUAAAAGGGUAAGUCAACUGCUGUAUACAACAGUUUUAUAAUUCUAAAGUCAAAAUCAAGAACAAAGGCUAUUUGGUGUAUAGAUCAUGCCGCUGCAGUCUCACUGCUCAAUUCUUUUAGGAGUUAAAUCACUUUGUGUAUGAAACCCUAGUCACACCCCCCUGCAUGUGACUUGCACAGCCUUCCUAAACGCUUCCUCUAAAGAGUCAUCUAAUGUUUACACUUCCUUUAUUGCAAAUCAUAUUUAAUUUAGAUUUUACUGUCUCCUGCUCUGCUAAUAGCUUGAUAGACCCUUCAGGAGCCUCCUGUAUGUAAUUAAAGUUCAAUUUACAGAGCAGGAGACAAAACUUUCAAAGUAAGUUACAUCUGAUUGAAAGUGAAACCAUUUUGUUUUCAUGCAGGCUUUGUCAGUCAAAGCCAGGGGAGGUGUGGCUAGUACUGCAUAAACAGAAACACAAGUUAUUUAACUCCUAAAUGACAGGGAAUUGAGCAGUGAGACUUCAGGGGCAUGCUCUAUACACCAAACUGCUUCAUUAAGAUAAAGUUGUAAGAACUUCUAAAUGCAUUUUUAACAUCUUUUUCUUCAAAGCUUAAAGUGCCUCUGUCACUUUAUGUCACUAUUUGGGUAUUUAUAAAAAUACUAAAUGCUUAGGAAAUACUCAUGUUUACUGCUUUGGGAGUUCAUUGACAUUACAACACUAUCAAGAAAUAUUAUAUAGAGUAAGCUCCUUUGGGCAGCUCCACACCGAAUGUCACAUUCUGGGGUCCUUACAAAAAUCAUGCAAAACCCUCCAAUGAUGACAGUGCUGCUUUAGCAUAUGCACACAGUCAUGCCUGAGUUAGGUGUGCUUAGAACACUCCCACAGUCCUUCACCUAUGUCCCCAAUCCCUUGAAACCAACACAAGGCCUAGAAAACCUAGCCACCGAGUAACUCCCAAAAGACAACUGGAACCAAGAAUGGUCGGAACACCGAACUCACUCAUCUCCUAACCUAGUUUCGUUGUACAUACUACCCAUUGGCACUAACAACGCGUUCCUGACGAGGAAACAAUAAGAACUUUGCGAAGCCACGGAUUUGACAUUGCUUCUGAAGUUCAGAACUACUAAAGGGAACGACCGCAACAAAGCUACACCUCCUACACAACAAACAAACUUGUACACAGUCAUACCAACUUACUGAUUGUAACCACUAGCUAAUCUUUUUUGCUACAAGAAGAGUUAAUGUCAUGACUAUCAUUGACGACAUUUGACGCAUCAUGUCGGUGUCUACCCAUUCUCUUCUGCAACCUGAUUUAACUGAAAAAUGCCAAUAAAACCAGAAGGUUAAAAAAAAAAAAAAAAAACACUCACACAGUUGGCAUGAAAAACCUCCCACUGUGUUACAUGUGUAUCCCUAUCCUUGUAGUGGCAACUUUGGCCUUUAAGGCUAUUUUCCAUUUAUAAUAUGUAAUGAAUCGUGUUCAUUCAGAGCAAUGAAGCUGCAGACAGUCAGAGAGACAAAAGAUUGACAUGUAGUGAAAUACUUACGAUGUGUCUGCUUAGGUUUCCUCAUCAUCUAAUUCUGGCUGCUUGGCUUCCAGCAGUGAUGCAUUAAUAAAAAAAAAAGAAUAUUUUUUAGAUUGCGGAGGAGUUACUAAGGCAGAUGUAUGGUGGUGUAUUCUACAAACGUUUUUGUGUGUGUGUGUGUGUAUGUGUGUGUGCACAAAAGCUACAAUUAUUUCAGUAUGCAAUCAAUAUAGCUUCAAUUUGGGAUUACAGUUUCGUUGAUGGCAAGAAUACCAAUUUAAAUGAUCACUUCAAACUGAAGUGCUUUAGGGGUUAACAGAAAUCUGCACUUUUAUAAACUGUCAUGAUUGCCCCAGCACAAAGUGGAAGCCUAUGUUUCCUAUUAACAAAUAUUGGAUCCAGUGUUUUUCUAUGAAAAGCAUUGCAAGAUUGCAUGUCAGUCUCUAUCUGCAGGUGGAGUGUUGCUGUGCUAAGGAGACACUCAUGCUAUUUGAUUAGAGUAAAGUUAACCCUUUUAUUUUCAUAUUCCAGCGUUUUAACUAAAUGUAUUUAUUUAUUAUGCUGGAGUAAACAUAUUUCAGAGCAAUGACAUGUUAACUAUAUUUACAUAGUAAUGUUGCCGGUAUUGGUAUAUCAUCAUGCCAUAAAUGUUUGGAAUACUCCAGUAAAAGAUCAAUGAAAGUGUUCUUAUUGUAAGUAUGGGAGGUCCCAUAUCAGAUGGUGUAGCAUCAACCUCUCUGCCUGUCUCCAAGUUGUUUGCUGACUCAAUUAUCAUUUUAUAUUUUGGGGUUUAUUCACUAAACAGUGAGUUGUGAAUUGAAAAGUAGCCAGAGUAGGUGAAUUGGAAAUAUUCUAGUAUUCAUCUGUUUAUUAAUUGACUUAUUCUGCCUAACUUUUAAAAUGUGGAUUUCAAUUUACUAGGUUUCUCUGUUUAAAGGAUAAAACAUUUGUCACAGUAAUAUAGAGGCAAAAGGAUUUGAGACUAGUAUGCUACCAUAAUUAUAGUAAAACUUAUAUAUUUGGAGGAGUCAGCUUGAGAAUGAAAAUUCUCCAGGGAGCAAACAGAAUGGAGUAGAAGGAACACAUCUUUAUAUUAAACUAUUUCCCUCACUAUGUACAAUGGGAAUUGUUCCAUAUUUGUAAUUUAUUACACUUAUCUGGAAGGAGUUGCCUAGUGCGUGCUGAUAACUGCCCACUCUUUGUAGAAAUGACCCACUUGCAAUGUGCUAUGUCACAGCUGUAUUUAUGGGUAUGCCAGUCUUGGUUGAAUGCUUGAAUGCUUGAAUCAUGGGAUUGGUUUGUAAUCAAGAUGUCAGAGAUUCGAAAAUAUAAUCGGAAACUGCACCUGAGUCUGGGUCAAGGGAAUUAAAGGGAAUCCCGGACAUUCCUUGCGGAGACUGCUAGGGGAAUAAUUAUUGUUUACUAUUCAUCAUCAAAAUCUCUGUUAGCAUUAAUGAUUGUGUAGCAGUGUGUGGAGAAAGUGAAGGGUUGUCCUUGUAUGCAACUAUGAAAUCCUCAUAAGAAAUUAUACCUGAAGCACAUACACUUCUGAUUGCAGAGGUAACUUUGUAUGAGCCUUGUACAAUGUUCAUAUGAUUGUUUCAGGAUACAUUUUGCACUUAGGCUCCUAAAAGAAGAGCAAGUGGGCAGAGCCAGUAGACCUUCACGAUUUAUACGUUUUAAUGCAGACUGUUUUAGUGUAUUUUAGAGUUGUAGAUUUUGAAUAGCUUCUGUUCAUAGCUGGAAGAAGAUAACCUUAAAUAGAAAAUUUCUGGUAAAGGUCCUUUACCGAAAGGCCAUGAUAUCAGCUAAAAAAAAAAAAAAGCCUUGGGACUUCAACCGAUAUAUUGGAAGAUGUAUUCACUGGAGGCUCUUGGAGCCUAAUCAGAACAAAUGGCAAGCAGUGUCAACAAAAUCUGCUAAUAUCAGCCAUAAAACCUGACAUACAAUAGGGCUGCACUUACCUGAAUAUGUAUGCAUUAUAAGGGUACUGCUGGGACAAGUUAUGACAACAUAAAAAAAUCUAAGGCACGCACUUACUAAAAACAACAAAGCUCAUAAAAUGAUUUGGGCAAAAAUAAUGGGGAUUUAGGGCUGCAUAAGCAAAGUGAUUUAACUCCUAAAUGGCAGAAAAUUGAGCAGUGACACUGCAGUUGUAUGAUCUACACACCAAAGCUGUUUCAUUAAGUUGUUAUUUUGAUGACUAUAGUGUCUCUUCAAAAUUCACUUUGCUACAUUGCACUGUUUAAUAAGUAAACCACUUUGUGUAAUUUGUUUAAUUUGUAAUAAUUUCCAUGAAGGAGGCAUGUCGAAUUUGAGCUUCCGUCAAAGCUGUAUAUGACUUUAGAUUCAACAUUUUAUAUUUGGCCAUAUCCCUUAAUUUUUCCAAUUUUUUUCUUGAUUAAUUCCCAAGUAUCAGUUGCAAAACUGCCAUCCAUUUUUCUUUUUAAUUUUUUUUUUAGAUCCUUUUGCACACUUAUAUUCGACAGCUCAAUAGAAAUCAACAUUUUAUAAACUAGGAUAUUCAAAACUAAUAAUUUAUUUUUAUUGUGCAGUUACACGAAUUGGAACAAGUCAAAAACAGAAGUGCAAUAACACAUGACCUUAACAUAAGGAAACAUGUAGCUGACAUGUAGCUACACAUAUUCUAAGAAAGUACACAGCAAUCCUGUUUGCACUCUGCCUGUCUCGAAAGGAAACUUCUAUCUAGUCUAAACUAUCAUUCUCCACAAACUACUUGAAUUAAGAAGCAUUGCUGAUAAUUCUAAGGGACUAUUUCAAGAGCAAUAUCUAAUUGAUAUAGAUUAUUGUAGCUUAAAUUUAUAAUGCUAUAUAAUUUGGAGUCGCACAGAAACCUCAAAUUAUCGGUACAGCACCAAAUACUUCUGCCCAAAAGUUGGAAAACCAGUGAGCUAAAGCCAUGUAGCCCCACCAUAUGUACAUGGCCUAAGAUUUGAAAACAUGUAGGGGUGGUGCUUAAUUCCCAUUCGUAACAGUACAGAGGUGUGCUAAAUGCUCUUCACUUACACCAAAGAUAGUCAUAUUGUCAGACUUAAAUUCAAGUAUCUAGACCAGGUUUCCUCAAACUCCAGCCCUCCAGAUGUUGCUGAACUACAACUCCUAUGAUUCUCAGCCUAUCUAUUUCAUUCAUAGAAUCAUGGGAGUUGUAGUUCAGCAACAUCUGGAGGGCCAGAGUUUGAGGAAGCCUGAUCUAGACAAUAAGAGAGGUAUAUAAAACUCUGGAAAAGAAGAAAUUAAAAUAUGCAGCCCUGCAUUAGAACCUACACACAUAAAGACAAAUGAUGACAGUCUUUCUAUUUCAUACAGGUGAAUGAACUGCCAUCUUGUCCAGGCAGGUGGCACAUUUGUGAAGGUGGGAGCCUUUGUGAUAUUGCUAAUUCAAUGAAAACUAGGCUAGUCCCCAGGGCCCUUUUGAGUUUGACAUUAAAGAAACAAGAGUUGUAGAAAGUGAGGUAUAUCUGUCUUGCUUGACUUCUCAAAUUUAGUUUUUCGUGCAGACCCCUGGUAUGUUUGCUCAGACAUCUUCAGUAUAAGUUCUACUUGGGCUAGUGGUAUUUGUGCCUGCAUGGCAAAAUGUUAAAUCUCCUGAACUGUCUGAUAGAUAAGGGAGUCUUCUCCUCAGCAUGGCCUUAACACUUCCUGUUAGAGUGUGCACCUCAGUUUAACAAUAGAGAAAUUAGCAUGAAAUACAGUGCAGAUAUCUUUGAGAAUGGCUUUAAUAUCCAUGUUAGUGGCUGUAGUAUCUACAUCAUCAUUAGAGGAUUUCUGAAGUAGUCUCCAUUUCAGGAUAUUGUCGCUUGUAUCCAAAGAAAGUUCCUUUGUGAAUGAGUAUUCUUCUUGGAAAUUGGCCACAGUGCUUUGAGGGCUUCCCCAUAAGAAAGGUGUAACGUAGGUGUUUGUGAUGAGUAAGAAUGUCAUCAUAUAAAAAAAAUAAAGCUGCCUUGUGCAGAGCUCUCUCUGUAGAUGUAUUUGAGAACUUUUAAUUUGUGUUAAUUAUGCUAAGCUAACUAUUGAGUUUUAUUUUAUUGUGGCGAGCCUAUCAUCAGUGAGUGCUGUUAUUAAACACACCAAAUAGUUUUUUGGAUCUUUCAGUAUUUUCUGUGCCGUGUGCUUUGAUAGUGAACUUAUGAUGAAUUUGGAUAAACUUUGUGGAAUUAAUAUAAAUUAUUAAUCAUGGCUACUAUAGAACAGGUGUAUCGUAAAGCACUAUUCCAUGGCUUUGUUUUCAAUGACAACAUGAUGUGAUUUGGGAGUACAUUGGGGAAUAUGGUUGGUGCAUUUUCAGUGAAUUCACUGUUCCUUCCCAGCAUUUAUGCUUUGUGUGAUUUAGAACGGAGCACAAUGCUGUUUUAUGCAGUUAUUGACUAAGGAUAAAAGAGGCCAGCUGGCUUCUGGUAGUGGCAGACGGACUUGGUGAAACAAUAUAUUCCAAAAGUUAGAAUAAAAGCACAGGUGAUACAAUUAGUUGUUUCCCAUGUCUAGAAAUAACUGUUCUGAAGAAUGCAGGUUUAAAACGUGUUUAUGUACUCUUUUAAAGGGAAUUUAUAAGUAACACCAUUAAUAAGUUAUAGUUUUAUCUUGAAAAGUAUAAUAAUUGAAUGCAAAAAAGUCAGGUUUGUUUGUUUUCAGUCCGUGUUUUAAUCUUUCAUCUAAAUUACAUUUCUGCUCAGGGUAGUAUAAAGUUCAUAUUUUCAUAGUUUAUAAUAUAUAUCUGAAGACUGUUUCAUCCACCUUUAUGCUUGCUUCAUAAAAAUAAUGGAGCAGCUGUAUCCCACCUUGAAAUGAUACAUGACAUCCAACUAUACUCUGUGUGCAGAUGCCAAUGUGUCACUUGUGUACAGCUGGGCAUGCAGGUGCCUCUAUAAGCCUGUAUGAGGAAUGUUAAGAGAAAACAUAUAGUUUUUUAGUUUGUAAUCUCAAACUAUAUUGGCGUGAAUGUAUGAUUUGCAGUAGCAUUCAUUGUCCACAAAUGUAGAGUAAAAACACAUGACAGAACAUGCUAUAUAGUGAGUGGGUUUGUGUACAAUGUAGGAAUAAUUUUCAUGUUUUGCACAUGAUCACAAUAAAGCUAGUAGUACCACAUAUGCAUGAAAUGGUAUUCAUUAAAAAGUGACACCAAGUUAUGUGGAGCCAUAUAAUGGCUUCCGUCAUGUGCAGCAUUUUGAAAGUGUGUAAUUGUUAUGAAGCAUAUGAUUAAUGGAGACUAAUGUCUGUUGUUUAUCUGUUAUCUUCUAGCCAUUGACAAGGUCUAUGAUUUGAAAAUGUUCUGUUUGGCUUAAAGCACCGAGAUGCCUAUCAGACCACAUUCUUUAAUUUAAAAUAUGUAUUCUGUUUUUCCUUAACCUUUUACUAAACAUAGAACUUUUCUGUAAAAUGCACAAAAGACAAAUUUAACAACAUUUCACACAUUACAACUUCUGUUUAGUUUUUUUUCUCCUUUCUUCUCUACAUAAAAGCCAUUAAACCUUAACUGACCCUUUAAAACCAUUGUUUACUUUGCUUGCGAUUCUGGUGUUUAGCUGGUAUAAUAAUAGAUGUCUUAUUUUGAGCUUCAAGCAAGCUUGUGCUAUUAAAUUGUAUACAGUUUAUGACUGUGAAUACUGUGAAAGGCAAGUAACUGUUCUGUGAUCGAACAUUGUCAUUUGCUUCUAUCUAAUAGUCUGCAAGGAAAAUGAACAUCCGUAAAAAAACAAAAACUAUUUGACAAUAACAUACUUGUAACAUAUCAGCCUCUUGUAAAUUUACCAUUUGUAUGUACUUUUAAUAACUCUAUAGUGCUCUAUAGGUUGCAGAUUGGUGCUAUUUCCCUUUUAACCAGUCCUUGACAGAUUGAAAAACCUUGCUAGUUUACUUCUGGUGCAUGAAAUAUUUUUAUAUUUUAUAUUUACUAUCUGUUCAGAGUUUCGAAGGGGAGUUAUAAGUUUCAAACUUGUUACCGCAAAAAAUUUAAGGGUUUUUGGUUCCGGUUAAUAAUAAACUGCUGUGUUUCUUUAGUGUGCUUUAGAUAGGCAAUUGGACUGUCUGUUUGUUUAGAGUGCUGGUAGUAUAACAGGGAUAAAGAAGGGAGUAAAAUCUAAAUAACUUGAAAUUCAUGGGUGUUAUGAUUUUUAACUUUGCAAAAUUGCAUAUAGUAUAAGCUGCAAAAUAUCAAAAGUUAAUUACCACUAUUUAAGAUCAUUUAUAUUAAAAAUAAUUUAAUAAGACUAUUUCUAACAUAUAAUGUUCAUUUUUGUUUUCGGUCAGUUUGUAAGCUGCACUGUUUGUAUAUAUCUAAUUUAUUCAUUGAAUCAGGCCAUCUAACUUCUGUCAAUCUAAACAGGUUCAUCCUUCUUCUGGAGAAGAUAUGGAGAUUUCUGAUGAUGAAAUGAACGCCUCUCCUAUCACCAGUGCAGAAUGUGCCAAAUCAAUAGUCAUGAACUCUGCUGUUAGCAAUUCAUCAGUCAUGACACCUGUCAUUCCAAUACCACCUCCAGGUUUUCCUCCGAUUCCUCCUCCACCACCUCCACCACAACCAGGUUUUCCCAUGCCGCCACCUCUUCCUCCUCCCCCACCCCCAACCCACCCUUCUGUCACUGUACCACCUCCUCCAUUACCUGCCCCACCUGGGGUACCUCCACCACCACCACCUCCCCCCCCACCUCCCCAUAUAUUGCAUCCUCCACCACCCUACCAUCAAGGUAUGUUUCCCUUGAUGCAAGGGGAAAUGAUCAGUGCCCUAGGUUCCCACUGGGGUGGAAUGCCAAUGUCCUUCCAAAUGCAGACUCAAAUGCUUAGCCGUAUGAUGCAAGGGCAAAGUUCUUACUCCUACCACCAUGUUAUGGAAACUUCCAUUCCAUUUGGUAACCAGCAUCAAUACCGCCCUUUCACCAUAUCUUCACAUCCAUCCCAAGGUCAUACAUGGCAACCCUUCCCAAAGUUUGACCCAUCUGUGCCACCACCAGGCUACGAGCCCAAAAAAGAAGAUCCUCACAAAGCCACUGUGGAUGGCGUUCUGCAGGUCAUUGUAAAAGAACUGAAAGCCAUAAUGAAAAGAGACCUGAACCGGAAGAUGGUUGAGAUGGUGGCUUUCAGGGCAUUUGAUGAGUGGUGGGAAAAGAAGGAGCGGUUAGCUAAGGUAUGUGUUAUACAAAAAGAGACCCUAAUUAUAUCCUCAAUUUUCAGAGCUCUAUCUUUACAUCAACUUCCUAGUUUUUUUAUAUAUAUAUAUAUAUAUUUAUAUAAAAAUAACUUUAAAAUCCGUAUAAUUUUAUAUAUAUAUAAUGUAAUUUGCUGCAAACAUUGUUUUAUUCAAUAUUUAUAAUUUUUUUGCCUACUUUACAUGUUAUAUUUGCAUUUAUGUCUGUCUGUCUAUCUCAUCAUGUUGAAUACAACUAAUUUCCUCUCUUGAAUUGUGAAAGCCCAUGAGUUGACAAAUAAAGGAUAAACUACUACCUCCCAACUUGAUGAGGCAGAAACACCGAUAAUGCACGACUUAAGCACCUUCCUCCCACUCUAGAAGCUACUCUAGAGUCCUCAUUUCUGUUUUCUCCUCCCAGGAAAAUAGUUCAUUUGUUGCAAGCUAUGUUGAAUUAAGAAGACUUUUUUCUUCUUCUUCUUCUUCUUUACAAGCUUGAUGUUAAGUGUUCCCUAUUGAGGGACUCAUGGUUCCCAAGACAUAUAUAGAUCAGGGUUUCACAGAGGAGUGCAUGAGGCUGGCAAUGUUCUUUUAGUGGAUUAGCCUGUACCCUUCUGGGCAGCACGAAGAGUCUGCUACUUACAGGUUUGCCCAAUCAACAUGAAUUUCCCUUGAUGCCCAUUGCAGAUGGCCUGACUUUAGCUCCACAUGGCAUAUACUAGGUUUGUUGGAGGAACCUGAGGCACUACAGGCAAGCGCUAGAUUCUGUGUCAGUGUGCUUACUUGUUUCUCUAUCCUUUCUAUAUUGCCCUAGAUUAUUGAGGCUCUACCUAGGUAUUCCUCCAUUGUCCCAAGUUUGUAAUUUAAGCAGUAUUUUUGGGACACCGUUACUGCAGCAAUCUUUACUUUAUACCUGACAAUCUGAUCAGCUGGUUGGAAAUCUAAAUAGAAGAGACAUACAGUGGUUUAGUAAAUUUUCAUCAGGCUCUUCAGGCUUUGCUGUAGCUCUGUUGGGAGCCUUAUGUCCAAAGUUAGACAAAUUUUAUAAAGGUUGUCCUUGUCAGCCACAAGUGUGUUGUGUCCUUGAUUUAAAGGUUUUUUUUAUUUCACCAAUAGAUUCUCAAGGCAUUUUCACCAAUACAUUGUACUAGUGAUUUUGCUGGCAAAUGCAUAGAUUUUCCAAUAUUUUAUGUUUAAUAUUUCCUCCCCCUCCACUCCUGGCACACAGACUACCGGCAUUAAGUCACUGCAGACGUAUGUCUGCAGUCUAGCCUUCCUACCUGACACCGGCUUACCCUGAUACCCAGCUUUAGCAAUGGGACCACACAUACGUUCUGCGUGCAUCCCCCCUGCGACGGUGUUGUAAGAGAACAGUUGAAGAGGUGAGUAUCCUUAAAAAAUAGAUGGAGAUCCAUUAGAACAUGUGGGGGGGGGACGACAUUUUUGGUAAGUAUUCAUUUAAUAUAUUUUAUUUUGUUAAAGUUUUAAACUGGACUACAGGUUUACUUUAAAUCUGUUACCAGUAGCAUUUAUCACAACGUGUCUAGUACAUAUUUUGCUAGAGGGGCUGGACAGAGAGUGCAAUUAGUUAGAACUUGCAUUAUGGGUGUUUUAAUGUCUUCUUGGGAGAGACAUAAUCCCAUAUUUCAAACUCAUGAACGCUCUUGAAAUUACUGUACCUUCUCUGAUAAGAUUUUUUGUUUUUAAAUUUAUGUUAACAUUUUUAUUACAUGAGUACUUAAUUGUGCACUAUAUCUCCUAGCAGUCUUUAACGCCAGUGAAAACUGGGGAGAGCAAAGAUGAAGAGAAACCAAAGCCAAGGGACCCAAUAACUUCAAGCCUUCUUGAAGGCUGGAACAAAGGAGAAGGCCUAGGAUAUGAUGGCAUUGGAUUGGGCAUUGGACUGCGUGGGGCAAUUAGGUUGCCCUCAUUUAAGGUAAACAUUUAACUUUUUUUUUUUUUUUCUAAAACAUAAAAAAAGUAUCUUGCAUUCCUGUUUGUGAAGAAUAUGAACAUUUUUGUUCUUGACGGACUUAAUUCAAAUGGGAAAUAUUUUAGUGUGACCUCAAAUGCUUACUUUAUGCUAUCCUAGGGUUUCCAAACUCAUGUAUGAUAUUUAUGAGAUUAACCCACUUACUUGAGGAAAAAAUUCCAUCUGGGGCUCUCUGCAGUACAAGGCUAAAUAGGGCUUAGUGGAUAGGUGAGUGCGCUGGAUCUUGUGUAUUGUAUAAUUUGGCCCCCAGCAGCACCCCAUUUAUGCAUGUUCAGGUGAAUGCAGCCAACCCUCCCCUGUUUCAUAUAUAUAUAUAUAUAUUUGGGAGUCUUGCCAACUCCUUGGUUUUGCACCCCUCACUGUCACAGGUGCCUCAUCCCAGGGCCCUAUUUAGCCUUGUACUGCAGAGAGCCUCAGAUGGAAUUUUUCCCCCUAGUAAGUGGGUUAAUCUCAUAAGAGCAGACAUUAGGCUGUUAGAGUAGGACCUGCCAAAGAUGGGGUACAUUGACGUUGUGGCAGGCCUCUGCAAUGUAUGAUCAAAUGAUGUAACUAAACCCCUAUUAUUUUUGCCUAGAUUAGGUGUUUAAAAAAAAAAAAAAAAAACUAAUACAAUCGGUCAACAUUGAAGUUGCUGUUUAGUGGAUAGGUGAGUGCGCUGGAUCUUGUGUGUGUAGUGUGUAUAUUAUAUAUAAUUCAGCUUGAUUUGGAUCAGACAUGACCUAUUUUUAAAACAGUCUGUCUGUCUACAUUUGUUUAAAGGAACAGCCCAAGGAUCAUAACUACUACAACCCAAUAAGUCCACUGCUUUGUCUGUUCUGAGGUAGCCCAGUGGUGCAGGGCCUAGUUUAUUGGCUGAGAGCACUCAGCUAAUGCACUCGGCCAUUGAGCCAACUACGCUUAAUAGAGCCAAUGGAAUAUAUUCAAUGUAGUGCUAAAAGCUAUGUAGGUAACAUAUAUAAAUUUAUUUGCUUGUGUGAAGUUUAUGACUUGAGAAAUUAUUGCAGAAUUUGCUAUAAAGACUGUAUCUUUUUUUUUUUUAACCUUUUUUUUUGUUUGUAUUUUUAGGUUAAGAGGAAAGCUGCUCCUGAGACUGCACUUGCUGGCGAUCAGAAGAGAAUCCGUCCAUCACCUUCUGUGGAUGACGAUGAUGAAGGUUUGCUAUUAAGCGUGUUUGUGCAUGCUUGUGUGUGUGUGUAUGUAUGUAUGUGUGUGUAUAUAUAUUAUAUAUAUAUUAUAUAUAUAUAUAUAUAUACAGAAUUGAGCCUCCACAUGAUUUCUAUUGAUUGAAACAGGUGGCAGAUCUAGUCAUGAGCCUUAAGGAAAACACACAUUGUAAAUUCUUUCCCCAGUGCAUUGCUGAUCCCUCAGAAGCUGGGGAGAGUCUAAUUUACCUUUGUGAGAUUUUUCAGUAUAGAUUAUAUGACAAUGAAGAAUGGGUACAUGACCUAAUUUUAAAACUUAAGUAUAAGCAGCAUAUAUAACUCUGGUCCCUGUCAAAAAAGUUUCAGUGAGCAUUCCAACAAUAGGAAUACAAACAUGUAUAACAUGUAUAAUAUGCAGCCACCCUCACACACAUACAAGUAUAUUAAAAUAAUUAGAAUUAUUUGCCUGUAGUCCUCCAGUACUCCAUUCUUGCCUCUGUCGCCUCUCCAAUGUGACAGCCACUAGAGGUGGUUUUAGGCAGCAAUGUAAACACUGUCUCUUUGCAGGAAAAUGUGUUUGCCCUGAUGUGACUACAGGGACAGUCUCUACUUCAAACUGUAGUAGUUCUGGUACUUGGUGUCCCUUUAAGAGCAUUUCUGUAUAAGAAUAAUGUGGCCCAAUAUUCUAGUACUAAGAUAUUGUCAUAGAUUUUUCUGAUUAUAUACAACUAUGUAGAUGGUUUUCUUUUUUUUAUUUAUGGUCUCUUUGAAAGAAUAAUGUUGUUCUGAUAUUUUUCCAAUAUUGGUGAUUUCUAACUGAAACUUGUUUUUCCUAUUCUCCUAGAAUCUGAACGAGACAAAGAUAUGUUGGGCACUACAUCUAAUUUAGCUAAGAAAGACACAGACGCAGUGAGCAUUCGAAGAAAAGUCAGCAAAGGCGAGGGGGAAGAGGAGGGGGAAAGUGACGUGGAAGAAGACGAGACUUCAGUGAAAGAGGAAGACUUGUCUUCUGAAAAAGAUGAGCAAGAAGAUGAUUUUGUUGACACUUUGUCCAGUAAAGUAUGUCCUCUUGUUCUUAGAUCAUGGUUUUUAAAUAUCUUACAUUGUAAACUUACAAGAGUAAAGCUUAUAGAAAAUCAUAUUAAAUACACCUUCAUAUUCAAUGUAGAAUUGAGCACUCUCCAACCAAUGCUAACUGGUCUUGGAAUAAAAAGCAGGAUAACAUGGUUCUCUAAUUCUCCUUAAUAAAACUGAUUAGGUGUAUACUGUUAUGUAAUAUUAAUUUUCAUGCUUCAGCACAUACAUAUAUAUUCAUAUUUUUUCUGUCAAUUGCAUCUGAUUUUCCUGCUCAAUAGUUUACAUCUGGUUUUAUCUACAAAUAGUCUAUCUACAAUUGCAUAGCUUUGCUUAAAAUAACAUUUCCAUGCAUUUGUUUCCUACUCUCUGUUUUAUAUUGCCUGCCUUCUGUCUGAGAAUGUGAUUUAAUUUUAUCCUUACACAACAUAUGAAUUUCCAAGUCUGACAAUUUAAAAUCUCUCUCCCUAAAGCAGCAGCCGUUCAUUGAUGAGGAUGAUGAGGAAGAAGACUUAGAAGCCAGCGAAAAAGAAGAGGAACCAGACUCUGAAGAAGGUAUGUGGUGGAAUAACUAUAUACAUGUGUCAUUUUAAUUGUGCUUCUCAUAGGGUUUUGUUUCCACUGAGGUCCACGUUGAAAAAAUGCCAUAGUAUUAAUUAUGGGCAUAUAAAUUUCAACAGGUAACCUUGUGGUAGCUGAAAUGUGUAUGUGCUUCACAGAAUAAGUGCAGGAAAAUAUUUUUAGUAAUCCACUAUUGUCAGUAGUUUUUGUUUUUUUAAUGGGAUUUUUUACUUUCUGUAGAAGAAACCACCAGUGUGGCCUCCUCAAAAGGUGAAUUGGACUCUUCAGAUGAAAGUGAAGACUCUGAAUGUGUAUCCAGUUCAGAUUCAGAUUCUGAUGAUGAUGAUGAUGAAGAUGAAGAUGAGGAAGAUGGGGAAGAAGUAGAGUAUGAUACCCAAGAAGAAGAUGUCGAUGUAGAUGUAGAAUAUGAAGACAGUGAAAAAGAAGAAAUUCUUUUAAGAGGUGUAAUUUCUGAGCAUAGCAGUCCAGCAAAAACUGAAGUAGAGGAGGAACUCAAAGUUGAAGAAGAAGAAGAGGAGGCAGAGGAUAAUCUUGGGACGGAAACAGUAGAUGAGGGGUCUCUUCUGCAAAAGGAAAGACUUGAAACACCAGAGGUGGAAGACCAUGAAUUGGAUACCAUUAAUUUUGUGGAAAAGGCUCCUGAAAUACCACUGGCUGUGGACAUUAAUGAAGAAUUACAAAAAGCUCCAUCACCACCAAAUGAAGGUAUGUAUGUUUUUGUGUUUUUAUAUGUGUAUAUCUAUGUAUUUAUGUGCAUAUCAUUUAGCUUUUUUAGAAUAUAGACAUGCAUUGAUAUUUUUAGACCAGUACCAGUAAACCUCUACUCUUAAACUGCUGCUGAAGCUCAGUUAAAAUUGUCCUUAGCUAGUCUAGUAUAUCAAUGAAUAAUUUGCAGUUAAUUGUAAUUUGGUACAGUGCAUUUGUUGCUCUAACACUUCAUGAAGUGAUCCAUACUAAAUUGAUUGUGUUAUGUCUUCUUUUCACCAUACAGAGGAAGAAUAUGUACUACAACUGGAGCCUGUGCCUUUUGUUUUAGAGAGCCCAAAUACAGAGGCUCAAGAGGCUGUGAUUGUUCGUCCUUUAACACCAACUGGAGCUUUUGGGGAGCCGGGUGUCAUACUGAAACCUGAAGAGAUUACCUCAGAUAGUAGGCCUCAUGUGAAAUUAACACCAAUCACUCCAGAAGAUGAGGAACUUUGUCCUCGGACACCUGGAAGAGAACCAGCAACUCAUUCAGAUUCUGAGGCCUCUUAUCAAGUUUUACCUAAUGUGGCCCUUUCUAUACUUCCUCCUUUCCAGAGCCUCAGUAAGGAAGAGGAAUCGCUGCUUAAUGAAAAGAUGUGUGCAAACUUGGCAGUGACUAAAAUGCUGUCAGAGGAGGAACUUCCACGAACCCCUGGUAGAGAUAUUCCAAUAAAAUCAGCCCACCUUGGGAAGUCCCAAAGCACGGAAACUGUCCCUGCUACACCAGGUAGUGAUGCUCCUCUCACAGGUAAUAGCUUGACAUUAAUAUCUCCCCACAUUCCUGGAAGCCCAUUUUCAUACAUUAAUCAGUCUCCCGGGAUAAUUAACAGUGGUAUUCCAAGGACUCCAGGAAGAGAUUUUAACUUUACACCUACUUUCCCAGAUUCAAAUGCGACCUUCCCUUGUCAGUCAUCCAACAAGAAACCAUCUGUAGAUGAACCAGAUGAAAAGUCAUUUAAAGAACCAGUUAGUGCUUCCUUAACCAUGAACAGUAUUCCCUCACCAGUCCCAAUGGCAAGCCCUCCAAGAGGUGAUCCCCAUAAAGAUAUUAGUUUAACACUUGUUAAUCUGGAUUUAUCUGAGACUCUUAUUCCUGAUUAUAAAUUAAGUCAAGAUAUUGAACCUGACUUUGCUAAAGGGCAAAUUUCUCUCCUAGAGGAAUCGUCUCUCUCCUCGUCUACUCCUCAUCUUGCUGGUAAAAAGAAGCCUGGAAGAUCCAAACGGCCUCCUCUUUCAGCUCUUGAUUUAGAUCCUUAUGCAGAAAAAAACACUCUCCCUGCUACUGUAGCAGAAUUGUCAAAAAGUGCUUUAGGCAAAGAGCUGUUUCUUGAUAAGCCUGAUGCAGUAUCUGGAAUUAAAGACCCUGAAGCUGAACCUCUUGAUUUUAGGAACGAGGUGCAACCUGAUACUAUAAGUUAUGAUGCCAUAAACCAGAAAGUUCCAUUAAAAGAGUUGGAAAAUAAGUGGAAUAAGGAGUUAAAGGAAGAGGAAGAAAUUCUAAAACCGAAGAAACCAAGGAACUGGAAGUUAAAAAAGCGGUUAGAAGAAAUCUCUACUAUUCCUUCUCCAGAAUAUUCCCCACCUCGGUCUCACUUCAAGCCUCGCUCAGAAUUUGAAGAGAUGACUAUUCUUUAUGACAUAUGGAAUGCAGGAAUUGACGAUGAAGAUGUCAAGUAUAUGUGCAUUACAUAUGAAAGGCUGCUGCAGCAAGACAAUGGCAUGGACUGGCUCAAUGACACUUUAUGGGUCUUUCAUCCUCAUAUCCUUUAAAAAGUGAUGAGACAAAAUGGAGUGUGGGUGGGUGAUCUAAGUAACGUACAAAUGGUACUUAUAAAUUAUUUUUAUUUAUGGUGCUCAAAAACUAUUGACCAGAAACUGAUCAUGAGUGUCCUGUGAUAUUAAAAGAGUGUGGCUUAUGAUGCAGAGUUUCAGUUACAUCUUUGCUCAGACAGGCAUAAUUUCAUUAUGCAUGUUAUAAGGAAACCAUCUGUUAUGUGAUAGGUUAUCCCUCUGUCCCAUAACAAGUUAGUUAUCCAAUGCCAUUAAAGGUAUGAAGCAAUUCAUUAGACACAAUUGAGGAUUGUGACCACCAAAAUCAAACUUUGUGUACGGUUAUGGAUGCCUACCUAACCACCCUCUUGAAUGGAUUAGGGAGGCUAGAAGAUGUAUUCAGAAGUUUGCAAUGGAUUCAAGAGGGUAUCAGUCUCUUGGUCUAAGCUGUAAUCUUGCUAGCUCUACUUGGAGGAAGAACUACUUGUAGCUAUUAAUGAAUCUUUGUCCAAGGUACACACUUGCUGUGCAGUCAAAGCAUAGCAUCAGUGUUUCACUGCGGGCAUGCCACAGCCUCCUGUUGCUUUGACUAAGCAACAGUAUUGAUGUGGACCUCUGUUACUUUCUGGCUCAGCUAAAAUAUGUGUUCCAAAAUGUUGAUUGGGUUUGCCGAAUAUUGUUAGAAUAUACUCCAUUUCAAGAGUGGUAGGCCAUGUUGGGUAAGGAUCAGUCUGUAACGGUUAUUAACACCAAAUUUGUUAGCUGUAGCAGCCUCCUGAAACUGGGAAAACCGCCACCAGUCCAGGGGCAGAAGGCAGAAGGGAAGGCACUGUAUUGCAUACUGGUGUCUCAAUGCCUGUAAUCGUACAUUUCUCUGUCUUUACACAGCAGUAAGCCAUACUGUCAGCAACACUUUGUAAAACAUAAAUUUAGUCUGUAUUUUGUUCUAAAUACUCAGAAUAAGUAUUCUUGCUAUUUAAGCAUUAUCUUGUUUUUGGUUGCCUUAAUGGAAAACACUGUACACACCUUAAGCACUUUAGCUUAGUGCUUUAUGUGUGAAGAUUCCCCCACCCCACCCCUUUUUUUCCAUUUUACUCAAAGAGCUGUUUUCAGUAGAAAUUUUAUAAAUGAACCAUGUUACACCCCUCUGGUUGUCAGUCAGACAGCCUAUCUUGUUACUUCCUGGUUGUUUAGCUACGCUGAGCUAAACUCAAGGGGCUUCCAAAGGCAACAGACCAGUUAUACAGUUUUUCCAAACUGCUUUUAGAUAUACCCCCAAAGGGAGAAAAAAAAGUCAUAAUUAAAUGCAAAUAUGGUUUCAUUUGGGUAUUUCUACAAAAUACUGCUCUGUUUGUUUUUGUAUUGGAGCGGUUCUCCAUUGGUAGUGGAGCUCCCCUUUUAUUAAUGGACCUCCGAUGUCUUAUAUCUGCUUCACUUAGUUUACAAGCCCCACCACCCAAUGCUGGGUGGUUUUAAUGAUCUUUUGAUUGUGAGGUCUGGAUUAUGUUAAUUAGUUAUGAGUAAAUAUCAAAGAGAAUUAUUUGUUGCACUAGAUAGUUGACAGACACACCUAAUGAAACCAGAUGUUUUUAUUUCCUUCACAGCUUUAAAUUGAUGAAAUUUUCUUCCUAAUGGAAAGUAAUAUAAGAAAACCGUUUGAGCAAAUUAUAAUACAGCUGCUUAAAGCCUCUUCAUUCUAAAGCCGAAGAAACUCAUAACACAAUCCGAGUUGAAUUAUAACUCUUAAGAGGCUGGGAGGAAUUGCAAUUGUUUACAUGUAAUACUGGAUAGCUUUAUAGUUUCCACAUUAUCAAUUACUAAUUUCCUGUUUUUGUUAUUUUUAAAUCUUUCAGUAGUCAAAAGAUAUGUUUUAGCAGUUAAUGGGGCUGUGCCCCCAAAAUAAUUUUGUUUCAGUAAGCACCGAUAGAGGUCCACAUUUGUCUGGCAGUCGAUGUUAAGAAGAAUGACAAUGUGUAAUCAUUUUUUUUUUUUCUUGGAUCCAAUCUCUGUUAUGUUCCUUAACUUGCAUCUUACCAACCAGUGCUUAUUCUCCCAAGAAAAAGAAACGAGAUGAUGGUUUACGGGAACAUGUGACAGGGUGUGCCCGUAGUGAGGGAUACUAUAAAAUUGAUAAGAAAGACAAAUUGAAAUACCUCAACAACAGUCGAUCUUUUGCAGAUGAGCCUCCUAUUGAUACCCAGGUACGUAGUCAAUCUGCAUAAAUAUCAUAUACAAAAGUUUAAAGCGGAAGAAAGGCAUUGGAUCUAAGAGGGCAGGUAUAUUUCUGAUAGGGAAGUAAACCAGAUUAAGACUACAUGUGAGGAUAAACACAUUUGGUAAAAUAUAUGUAGAAUUUUUAGAACUGAUCAUUGUGGCGACUUCUUAAUGAAAGGCUGAGAAUACGUUUUUAGUUUUUAUAUGGAAAUUCUUCUUUGCAGAUAUCCCUCUAUUAUUCUUUUCUCUCUAUGAUCAUGAACUUUUAACAUUUUAUACUGCUGUUAUCAUCAGAUUUCCACAUAUUAAAUCCUUCUGUUAUGCUCUUUAGAUAUUUCACAAAAUAAUUAUUCUUUUAAACUGUGUCUUUAAUAUAUCACAGUGCUGGUAAUAGUCUGUUCCUACAAGGACCUUUAUCAAACCAGCUAUUAUCUAAAAAUCAAAACACUUGUAGAGUCCAAGGUAAACAGGCGAUUUUGUCACCUAACCCAGCAUUUGAAAAAGGUUCUUGUAGGAUUAAGAUGUGUUUCCUUCAGUGCUUUCUAUAAUUUUUUUGCAAAUCUAAACAGAGAAUUUACUCAUGCACUACUAAAGUGGUGAUUAAUGUAUUACCUAUUGCCCUGCACUUCUACCUACCCCUUCCUUGCCAUCCACAGCUUGGGAGAUGGCAACUCUGCAGGUACCGGUCAGCACAGCUCCUAGUUUGCUAUCUAGAGUGAUAUGAUCGCAAACAUUCAUUACAAUGUCUGAGUUUUGCAUUGAUCUUUACUUGCUGAUGCCCAGCCCAUUAUACUCACCCAUGAUGAGUGGACCAUAGACCUAAAAUUUGUGCAUUUAGAUUUGUAAUUGUACACAUCCAAUUGUAUUUUCUCCUUAGAUUCUCAUGUAUUACUAUUAAAUCUCAGCUCUAAAUGUUCACAAUCCUAUUGCCUCAUUAUUUUGUAUAAGUGAAGUUUAGAUUAAUUAUUGUGCAACAACUUACAUAUUGUGAUGUUUUCAGAAUAAUUAGGUUCAAUUACAGUUGUAAGAUUUGAUUUGAAUUUAAGAUGGAUAAAUUAAGAAAUCAGUCAUAAUUAUUGUCUUAAAUAAUUAUAUAAAUGAAAUUGAGCAAGUGCAGGUAUAAACAUAGUGUAAGGUCAAAUUUGGUUUAACGAUUAGCUAAAAGCAUUAUUUCUUUGAAGGCAACCAGAGAAAGAUUGGUUUGUACUGCUAUACUUUUGUAAAACGUUCUUUUAUAGUUUUCACAUUUUUUAAAUAGUUUAUUUGUUUGAAGGAACACUACAAACCUGUAGUGAUCUCCACAACAUUUAGAUACACGCUUUCCCAAUCUAAUUUUCAUUAUUUUUUUUUUAAAGGGGGGAAGGGAUUGUUUUGGUUUUUUUUCAGUGUUUGAUCCGCCUCCCUCAAUGUUACGCCGACUCUUCAUCUUCUUGGGGGACGAGAAGCAGUGUUCCUCCAAUCAAAUGCUUUCUAUGAAAAGUAUUUGAAGAGGUUAGCUGUGAGAGCCAAGUCUCACUAAGUUCUCACAGCAGAAGUGCCUAGAUGUGUUUAGUCCUGCAAUGGAAACAUUGAUGUAUCCUCGCAGGACUAAAAUUACACAUUAAAGGUCUGGGUGCCUAUAGAGUCUUUUUAAUAACUGAUCUAAAUCAAGUUUAGCAUGUGUGUUCUUAUCCAGUGGUUGAAUCAAUGCUCUCAAAGUUAUCGUGUAAAUGUCACAAAUCUGUUCUCUUUUUUUCUUUUCACUAUAGGGAAUGAGUAUCCCAGCUCAGCCUCAUGCCUCUACCCGAGCAGGCUCGGAGAGAAGGUCAGAACAGCGGCGUCUGCUUUCUUCCUUUACUGGGAGCUGUGACAGUGAUCUGCUCAAAUUCAAUCAGUUGAAGGUAAGCUGAUAUUUUUCAGAUCUAACGCGGUUUUCUGUUUUUGAGGUUAAGUCACGCUAACUUGUUGUGUUCAAUAGUUAUUAAUAAUACAUUUUAUUAAUUUGUAGAAAAAACUCUGUGGUUCAUGCACUAACUGUACAGUCCAUUCAAACGUCUGAGUUGGAGUUUUGAUUCCUGGCAGGGUCCUCACAGCCUUUUGUAUGCCAUAAGUUCAAAGUUUUUUUUGUUUUUAGUUUUUCUUUCUUUCUUUCUUCCUUGCAACUGCAAAUGAAAACAAGAAUUAAAACCUGUUUGUGCUAUUAUUAUACUUUAGACAAUAAAGAAUAUUAAUACUGCCCUGUAGUAGUUUUAUUCAAAACUGAUGGGGAAAUUACAUUGUCAUUGCACUAUAACUGAUAGUUUAUUGUUGUGUUUUUAGUUUCGUAAGAAAAAGUUGCGUUUCUGCAAGAGCCAUAUACAUGACUGGGGUCUUUUUGCUAUGGAGCCAAUUGCUGCUGAUGAGAUGGUCAUAGAGUAUGUGGGACAAAACAUCCGACAGGUAAGAUGGUUUGAGCUUUCAGUGUUAACUGGCAUGUUACCAAACAUCUCUUUAAUAAAGCUGUAAGACACUGACUAUAAAAAAAAAAAAGAAAAAGAGAAAAAAAAUUAAAAAGCAAUUCACCUAUAUGCAUUUUAUUACUAAGAUUCUAUCUGCCAUUUAAGCCGUGCACAAUAGAUUGCAGCCUAAAGCCGAGUUGUUUAACCAAUAUUUGCAGAUGUUUUACUAGCUGUAUAUUUGUUUUCGUCUUUAGUCAAAAUUAGUGUCCCACAUUUUUUUAUUGAAAUAGUAGUAAACAAUUGUACUAUCUUUUUCAUAAAUAAAUAGACUAUCAAUUUAAAUAUAUAUAAAAAAGCACUAGAAAAAUAUCACACAACACUAAUUUAUUUAUAGAUGCUGCCUAAGAAAUUAUUUUUUAUUAUAGUUUUCCUUCUCAGUCCUCUGUGACUGCAAUAAUGACAGUUGUAGGAAUAGCAUCAUUGGCAGCGCUAAACGUAACGUGGCUGGACAAAUGCAGUUUAUAUCUAGUAGCCCAAUGGACUAUUUUACAAGCCAGCCUAUUUUUUUUUUUUUUAAAGAAACCAGAAAUGAAUGUAACCAUCUUUAAAGAUAUGUUUUCUAUAUUUAACUUGUUUGCUUAAAACUCUUCCCAUUUUUGUUACACAGGUUUUUUUUUUCUUUUCUAAAGUGAGAAUAUAAAGUGAAUUUAGAAUGAAUUUCAAAUAUAAAAUAUAUUAUAGCCUUAAAUUGGAAAAUCACUUUGAAUUCUUACUUUAGUAAAUACUCCUGGUAGUUUUCUGUCUAAGAAACUGCAUAUUUCCACAAUCGAAUUUUCUUGAUGCCUGCACUAACCCUAUUUAACCUCUUCCAUUUGCAUCUACUGUAUGUUAUAUAAUGUAUGCAUUCUGUAAAUUUUAAUAUACCCAGUGGUCUGCCUUCUCUGCACGUUUCUUUUUACCUUUAUGUAUAGUUAAUCCCUUCUUUUAGAGUCUUAGUUUGUUUGAACAGGGUCGAUAUCCACAAUUUUUUUUUCUGUACAUCAAAUGUCAUAGUUGAAAUUUGCCAGAUUGGUUUGCCAGGCCAAUGUUGCCUUUGAAACCGAAUGGUAGCCUAGGAUUGAGACUUGCCCCCAUCAUCGCAACCAUUUGCAAAAGUAGACAACCCGGUGUAUUCCAAAUGGGGUAUGUCCAAUCUUUUUUUUUUUUUUAGUAGCCAAUUGCCCAUUUCCGUCUUUCUACCUAGACAUUUGACAACGUCCCUUUUGAAAGUAUGGCAGCCUGAGUAAUAACAUUUCCUUCAUUAUUGCAUACCAUUUUCAAAAUUUUCUAGGCAACCCAGAAUAUUCCUAAUGGCAUAUAUUGAGGUGUUUGCUCUAGCCACUGCAUCACAAAUGCAGUCCCCAUUGUGUGGUUAUAAUUUUAUAUGUGAUUUUUCACACACAUAUUUCUGAUGUGUGUUAGUGUAAAAAAGCCUCAAUAUUGUUACUUCCCAUUGUCUCAUCAACAGUUUCCCCCAUGCAUUGAUUUUCCAGUUUGUUUGGGGAAGUCACAUGGCCAAAUAUAUUGGAUGCCCUUUUCAACUUGUAAAUUUGACUGUGAUUUUCUUACCUAUGUCACUUUUAAGAGAACAUGGCACUCUAAGAAAGACAAUUGUCCCAUGAUGGCAUACCAUUUUAACAAGGUGCUAAAUGUAGUAUUUUGAGUUGUUUGGUGUAGCCACUUUGGGGUUAACGUAAACAUGGAGAGGCCAAGAUCCGAGGAAUCCAGAAGUCAGAGUAGUCGAUAUUACAAGCCAAUAAGUCGGUACAGGCAGCUAACAAACAGCAAUAGGACAAGCCAAGGUCAGAAAUCCAGAAUAAUCAAACAAACUGACAAUGUCCCAUACCGAGUGAUUUAAUAGUUCAGCUCUGUAUGGGAGACUCUAAAUCAGUCUGUUAUGCAGAGGGCAGGAAGGACUGUAAUAACUGGAGUCCUUUCACACCUCUUUUCUUAUAGCACACAGGACACUUUCUCUGAGGUGACUUUUUGCAGGUUGUGGGGGGAUUCAGGAAGGAAAGUGAUUGCCACAAAGUCUUAAGACAUCUAAUUCCAAAGAGAGAGGAUUGUGGGACUGGGUAAAUAAAAUAUUGGACAUUUCAACAUAACUUUAAGAAAUGGGUAUGGCUUCUUAUGGCUGCUUUUUUAUACAGCACAGAGGAAUUGAAAAUUGCCAACUGACUUAAUUAGAUUUCAAUUUUCUUGUACCAGGAACUUCUUUUUCGGUUCACUAGAUAUGGCUGUAUACAUUGAUCAGCCACGUCUACUACUCAUACUUUCUGUAUGUUGAAGCCAAUUUCUGUACUGGUGUCCUCUCUUAAAAUGUACAAAUAAUGGUGUAAAAAAAAAAAAAAAGAAAUAUAGGAAGGUCAGGUCUGUAAGUGCCAAUGAAAACAAACUUCCCUGGAUAGGAACAGUCCCAGAAUUACACACUUUGAUUAACAAUGAGGCCAUCUAUAUUGUAAUAACAAGGUGACUUUAACAAUACUAAUUGGUGGAACAAAGCAGUUCUACAGCUCCCCCUCCCCAUUCAGAUCUGUAUCUGAAUUGGUUGCCAGCAAGAAUGGGUUUUAACCAAAAACAGGCCAAAUAGAUUGCGGGAGACAAAGAGAGACACUCAAAAGAAAUUGAUAACUCAAUUAUCAUUCCAAAAAGAGGGGGAACACAGAUUGGAAACUUCUCCUAACCAGUGUCCACAACAGACGGCAUUCUAGAGUCUUUAAAACGGGAUAAAAACGGGCAUCAAACUUCAAGGGUUUCCUCUCGCUAAACUAUGCAAAAAGGAACUAGUCUCCAAUAGAUUUCAUGGAUUUUAAACCCAGAAGAAAUAAGCUUCAGAGCCAUACAACCGUUCAGCAUUGCUUACUUGCCCAUCAGGACACCUGUUGAUUAAACAAUAACCUACCACACAAUGUAUUAAUGUUCUCGAAAACAUUAGACAAUAUUUAAAGCUUCUUCUUCAUUUUAGGUAAUAGCAGAUAUGCGUGAGAAACGAUAUGAGGAUGAAGGAAUUGGGAGCAGUUACAUGUUCCGAGUUGACCACGACACCAUCAUUGAUGCCACCAAAUGUGGGAAUUUUGCCCGCUUUAUUAAUCACAGCUGUAAUGUAAGUAGUUUCCUGCCAGGUGUAGACCUCGUGGCAUGGAGUUUAUGCAUCUGUUUCUGCAUGCAGGGUUACAGUUUUCGCUUUAAUAUAGAUCAAUCUGAAAUUGGAGGAGGUAAGAGUGGUGUGUAGCUCAGUCCAUUCCCCUACUCCAUAACUGGGAUAUAGCCAUGCUUUUUGAGGUGCUACAUGGUGCUGCACGCAUGCAGAUAUAUCGCCCAUGAGGGUCUUUGCAAGAGAUGCAAUAAACUCACAAGUGACAGUGCAGAUUUAGCAAAGCUAGAUAGCGCUACUACCAUAAUUAACAGAAUAUAGAAGUAUGUAUAAAUCACCCCAGUGAUAAUGUAUCAGGAUGGCUUUUACAAUGUAUCAGAGGUUGGGCAUCAUCCACUAUGGUAUUUUCAUUUAAACACGUUUGGAAAAUGUCUAAAAAAUUUUAUGAAUUUUGUAUCUACUUUGGAAAUGAAAUGUUCUUAUUUUAUGAUACAACCCCAGGCUUUCUGCAGUUUACUAUAGCCAAAAUUAUUUAUUUUUUAAUAAGGAGUCUAUUAGUAGAAUCAGAUAACCAAAUAUUUUAACAUACAUUUUUGGUUUUCUUAUUUUUCUUAAACAAUAAAACUUGUGAUCUUAAAAGCUACACCAAAGACGCUCAUACCCCCGUUUCCUACACCCAUGCAGGUUUACUUUAAAAACCAAAUCUGGAUCAAUGUUCUAAUAGUGACUCAAUCAGCAAAAACUUUUAGAUAAUCGUCAAUUUAAUGAUUAUCAAAAGACUUUUUUUUUUUUUUUUAAUUCUUCAGUUAAGGAAUUUGAGUUGCUUAUCAUGGAUCCGGCUUUGGCGUUUCAGAGUUUACAACUUAACUGUAUAGUUAAGACUGCACUGUUUACCUCUUUAAUAUAUUAUGCUCGAACAGCCAAGGAUUUAAGCAGACUGGAUAACUGGUUAAAUUAAAGCAGAUAAACAUCUUUAUAUUAUAUAAGAAUGGUUAUAUAAAGUGCAACAAAAAUUAAUGAUGGAUUUGUCAAUGUUGGUAAUUGAGCACUCGAGCAGUAAAAAAAAAAAAAAAGUUGGAGAAUGUUUUCAUUUGGGCUUAUAUUGACAUAACACAGGGUAGGCAACAUUCAUUACUCCAGAUGUUGUGGACUACAUCUCUCCUAAUGCUUUGCCAACAUUAUGGCUGUAAGAACAUUGUGGGACAUGUAGGUCACUACAUCUUGAUUGCUGAAGGAGGCCUACCCCUGGCCUAGUAUUUGCAAUUCCUACAUCAAUUCUAUACAUCAACUAUGUGUAUUUCUUGACUAUUUAGCUAAAACAUGUGUUGGGCUAGUCUCUUUUUUUCCCUCAAGAUUUGGAAUCAUUAAAUAGAAUAAUUAUUGUAUUUUCUAUGAUGGAUGUUCCUAGUCUGUAAAACAUUGUUAACUUGUUAGAAUCUACAGGGAGAUCUCCUCUGCUGAUCUUAUUUGGGCUAUAACAAAAUAAUAUAUUUUCUACUGACAUUGUAUGGUUAAUUGCUAAAGAUCAUAACCGUAAUUCAUUAAUCCUGUAUGUUUGCAGCCUAACUGUUACGCAAAAGUCAUCACUGUGGAGGCACAGAAGAAGAUUGUCAUCUACUCCAAACAAUAUAUUAAUGUGAACGAAGAGAUAACAUAUGAUUACAAGUUCCCCAUAGAAGAUGUCAAGAUCCCUUGUCUUUGCGGAGCAGAGAACUGCAGAGGGACACUAAAUUAAAGGCCUCUUCUUAUCACACCUUUCAGCCAUGUUGGACUGCAGGUUAUAGGUGUAAGUUGCACUUUUGCCAAAAAAUUAAAAAGAUUUCGCACUUCUCUUGGGCUUGUGAGCAGCAAGAGCACAUGUACAUUAGGAUAUUGUUUCAGAUUGUAAGGACCCUGGUGCUCUUUCUUCAAUGAGAAAUUAAAAGGUGAUCACCACUCAGUGGCACAGAAUAAAUGUAUGUUUAAAAACAAAAAAACAAAAAAAAAACACUAUCUCCUGUCUGAUACCCACAUUGUUCACCUUUGGGUGUAAAACGGUACCUUCUAUUUUUUCCAUGAAUGCUGCUAGCUUCCUCAUCGAACGGUCACCAUAAAUGUGAAGAGGAAAUGUUGUAUUGGUAUCCACUGGGAAUGCCCCUCGGGUUUCCAAAGGGACUCUUUUCUUGUGGAGAAGUAAGCUUUUGCUUGGCCAGUUGUAUUUUUCUUUUCUUUUUUUUUUUUUCUCUUCUAUCCUCCAAAGCACCCGGAUCCAAUGCUCUGCUCUGCUCUCCUCCUUUUUCCAAAGUGUAGAAUGAUCAAAAUAAUUUGUUUUCAAUUGAACGUGAGUGUGUGUGUGUGUGUGUGUAUGUAUGUGUUUAUUUUUUUAUGGUCUUAUUAUGGGAUCUUGUCAUCCUUUUUUGAGGCAUCCAUUUCAAUAUUUUCACUAUCAGAGGUGGCAUAUUUUUUUACAUUAGAGCCUUUUACUUUCUUUUAUUAGAAGAAUAAUUGGUUUUCAGAUGAAAAGUUCACUAACCUGAAACCCUGCACUUCUAAGGAAACUUUUCAUAAUGCACUGCAGCCUCCUAACAGUAAGGUUCUAGUAACCUUUUAUUAAUGCAACAAUUUAAUUUUAUCAGACCCAAGGCUGUUGUACUAACUUUAAAAAUAUCCAUUAGUGAGAAGCUAUAAUUAUAUAUCAUGAUUAUAUAUUUUGCUACUCUCUAGAGCUGUAGUUGCUCAUCUAAUGUUUAUUUUUGACAUACUAUUUCCAAGUGCAGCACAAACAAAAACAUUUCCUCGUUUUGAACAGUGUCCUUCUAAUAUCCUUAUCCUUUAACUUUUUGGCCAUGUAAUUUAAGAUUACCAAUUCUUUAUAAAGAAGUUUAAAAUGAUGGCUUUGUGUUAGAUGCAGUCUAUACAUAGUGGGUUCUUUUAUAUUUAAAUUGCAUAGCCUAAUAUGCAAAAAUUAAGGCAAUUAUUCUCCAUUAACCAGGCCAUCCUAGUCUGUUAGUUGACUUGAGCAUUAAUUAAAUUAUUCUUUUUAUUUAUUUAUAAUUUUUUUUUUUUUUUUUAACACCAGCCUUCCAAUAAAGUUGCAAUCAACCAUGUCCUACAUGUUUUGAAAAUCAUGCAAUCAAUCAAGGAAGUUGUUAUGCAAAUGAAAUAACAGAAAAAAACAGAAAACAUAUAUUUUUCAGUGGACGAAAGGCUGUAGCAUUUAAGGAUAUCUGGCUGAGGAUAUUCUUCUUAUAUCUCUGCUCCAGUUUGCUGCUGCUUUUUCAUAUUUUAAUGAUUGUAUUUGAUGGGUCAUGUAGAUGUCUUUGACCAGCAAGAUUAACUAUAGCAGAAACAUCAGCAUUCAGAAAAGAACACUCCAACCUCCAUAACCACUACAGUAGUGUAGUAAUUAUGGUGCCAGGUGUGCUCUAAUUCCAAAACAUUGUUUUAGGAGACAGACCUUUUUUGAAUGGUUUAUGUCUUACUUUAGGUCUUUUGGGCACCACUCCACACCUCCACUGGACUUAUCUCAUUGGCUGAGAGCGAACUGCAGAUGAAGGGCUUAAAUCAAACUGGUUUAACUACUUACAAUGGGGCGCCUGGGCACUCCUGGCACCAUAACAACAACAACAGCUAGCUGUAGAAGUUAAGGUGCUUGGCAUGUUUUUUUAAGAUUGUAUACUAGCGGUAUCUGCUGGUUACAUUAAACACUUGUUUAGCAUACACUAAUCCACUCUUUCACUAAUGUCUGUUCGGUUUUCAGCAAAAUAUUCUGUUGUUGCAUUAAUGUGUGUGCAUUAUGAUAUGCUCUCCUGCAUGACUUGGAUCACAUGCAGACAGUCCAAUCUACAGUAUUCAUAACGUGCAGAGUUAAAUUGCUUGCUUCUGAUCUAGAUUACCUAGCCUCAUCAGGAAAAAACGAUGGCAGUCUUUCUGUAUGGUGAAAUUAAACGAUGCGUGACAUUCUAUAUCAGUGAUGGCUAACCUUGACAACAUAAAUUGUUUCUGGACUACAUUUCCAAUAAUACUCAGCUAGCUUUAAGACUCUAAAAGCUAGCUGAGCAUCAUGGGAAAUGUAGUCUAGAAACAAUUUAUGGUGUCAAGGUUAGCCAUCACUGUUCAAUAUAUAUAGAUUAGUUUAGCCAUCCGGUAAAAACAAACCCUUGUUUCGAACUGGAGUAAAUGCAGUUUAUAGCACAAUGGUAUUUUGCCCUCCCCGCCCCCCCCCCCCAAACCCCUUUAAAAGCAUGUGCAGUAAAUAGCCAUGGUACCACUUGAAGCAGCAAUUGAACUGUUUAAUAUACCUCCCCUCCAACUAUUAUUGAAGUGCUCCCAAAGACUGCAGACCCCUUUUUUCUCUUUUUCCCCCUAGUGUGCCUUGAGUAAUGCAGGGUUCUCCAGGAAGAAAUGUGUUGACACCAGUUCUAAAGAAACAUCAGAAAUUGUGAUAAAUGUGAUCGAUCAUACCCAAUUUACUACCACAGGGUUCCUGAAUACUAUCACACAAUGCAAAUAGACUUAGAAUUGACUUAUUAAAGUCUGUGUUAUAAGAGAAUCAGAUCAGUGACACAUAGGAAUCCACACUAAGAAGAAAAGCAAACCACCUUCUGAUAGUGACGUGAGUGACCGCAUAGUUAAAAUAGAGCAUAAAGCACAAAAUAGUGAUUCAGUAGUUAUAAGCCAAAUGUCAUGUAGGCUUUCAGGGUAAUAAAAACACAUUUGAAAUGUUUCAAGUCAAAGAAAAAUCGCCAUCAAACUUAUGCUAAAAUAUGUAUAGCCAUUUCAUCACUUUAUUCUGGCUAGUUGAAAUAUAAUCAUAGGAGUCCAUCAUUUACCAAAACUCCAGUAGGAAGGAGAUUGGUCAGACAAUUGACACAAUUCGCAUUCGUUUGACUUUGCCUCUGCACUUAAAAUGGCUGGAGAUAUGUGUGUGAUUGUUUUAAUGAAUUUGAAUACUUUCUCCUUUAAUAACACCCAUAUAACUCUGUAGCUGAGGUGGACAAUGGUGUAGCCCAAAAACAACCUUGGAAGUAAACCUAUAAUCUUCAGCCAAUCUUGGGCUGUGGACUGGUUUAGGAUGAUAGAAGAUUUCAAACAGCUGUAAUUACACCAUUGUUGUCAAUAAUUCCCCCAAAUAAGGCAUCUAAACAGCCAACCUUACUAUUUUCUUCUUUGUUAGGUGGGUUACCUAAAAAUAUAUAUAUAUAUAUUUUUUUUUUUUUUAAAAGGUCUUCACCUUUUGAAUAGCAAAUGUGAAAUUUCAAAAUUGUACCAUAUUCAGUUGUAAAUUAAGAACCCCAUUAUGUGUGUUUGUCUGAAGUGUACAUAAGCUCGCAGUUUAUUUUUAUAAUGCACUAGGCCCUGUGUUUUUGACUUUUUUUUCUCUUCAUUUUUUCAGUGUGACAGUUUCACUAACUUUUUUAUUAUUUUUUUUUUUUAUUAUAAUUAUUAUUUUUUAUUGUUUAAUAUUCUACCCUGGCAAACAUGAUCUACUACACACAACUGUUGUCAACAAAACAAUUCAUUUAAACUGAUAAUUCAACAAACUUAUAGUUGAAACGGUUUGUGAAAAUUCAGGGAUCAUUUCAGUGCAUUUAGGUUUAACAAAAAAGAAAAAGGUAAAAAAAAAAUAUCAAAAUAAAUGUUUGUAUGUGCGUGUGUAUAUAUGUGUAUAUAUGCAUAGGGUUUUCAGUGUAAUUAGAAAUUGCAUCUUCUGUACAAAGUCUUGAAUCUCUAAACAUUUGUUUCUUGUAGAAACAAGAUGAUUUUGGUUGCUCUCUUUGCUGAAUUCCUUUGUAUUUGAAAAGUGUGUAAAUAAUUUAUUAAAGUAACUAUUGUAAUUUGAAAUUUCUUUUUUUUUUUUUUUUAAAGUUACAACUGAAGCAUAAAAGUUUCUAUUCAAUAUGCUGCGAUCAGCUUACUGGGAAAGUUUGAAACUACAUGAUUUAGGAAUGCAAGUAUAUUUACCUUUUAUUAAAAGGCAACUUCCUACCAUAUUGAAAAGAAAUCAGGAUAAUAAGGCAUUGUGUAUCUGAGUGAAUAAGUAGCAUACUUUAGCUUGUGUCAAGCUUAUACCAUGUAUAUUCUGUAUAAAUUUUGUGUCAUGCUAGAUGAAAUUUAGGAGCAUUAACAAAUUUAAUGAAAGUAAGACCAGGCGAGGCUUCCCGAAGUAGAAAACCUUGUGCGCAAAAUGUAUUUAUUUAAAAAAAAAAAAAAAUAACCUUCAUUUUUAAAGUAAACCAUUUUAAACACUUAUGUGGCUUGACAGAUUCAGCUGUACCCUCCAGCUCUGAAAGUGUUAACCAAUUUCCACCUCUGUAUAGUGGAUAAGUUUAAUCAUUUUACUGCCAGGUAUUCCUGCAAUAUUUUUUCCAAAGGAUAAAAGGAUGAUAGAUCUCAUUCUCUUGCAAUUGUGAUGAAAAACAACUGAAAAAUAUUUUUUUUUUCUUAAAAGUUUUCUCAGAAGAAAUUUGCCAUUGUAGUAUUUGUGAAAAUAAAACACUAUAAGAAAUAUUUUAAAAGGGUUGUUUAAAAAAACAAAAAAAAAAACAAAGCAGCACACAGCUCAAAGUUCCAUGGGACUAUUUUGUAUAUAAAGAUAUUUUUAAUUCUCAAAGUAUAAAAGAAGAAAAAAAAAAACCUUCAACCAGAAGCCAAGUGACAGGUUUUGCAAUAAAAGAUUAUUUUUUCAUUCGCUCCAUUAGCUUUUUUGUUUUGAAAUCUCUGUUUUAGAGAUUUUGCGGGUUCUAUAAAAUGAUUUUUUUUUUGUGCAUAUAAAACUGCCUUGGAUCUAUUUCUUGUUUUGAAAUGAAAGUGUUUUUGUUGUGGGUGUGUCUUGCCUGUAUAUAUUUGUUCAUAUUUUUGUGAAUUCAAUACUCUGUACCAUUGUAUUAUAGUAACUUUUAUAAAGCAAACCAUAAAUAUACUCACUUUUCUUACAG
Pelobates cultripes (western spadefoot toad) is the source of this 54579-nucleotide messenger RNA. The record is from the annotation of a GenBank genome assembly. NCBI's taxonomy places the organism in Eukaryota, Metazoa, Chordata, Amphibia, Anura, Pelobatidae.